Porites lobata is the source of this 78729-nucleotide messenger RNA. The record is from the annotation of a GenBank genome assembly. Lineage: Eukaryota; Metazoa; Cnidaria; Anthozoa; Scleractinia; Poritidae.
ACUACUAAUACUACUACUACUGCUACUACUACAACAACAACAACUACUACUACUACUACUACUACUACUACUACUACUACUACUACUACUACUACUACUACCACUACCACUACCACUACCACUACCACUACCACUACCACUACCACUACCACUACCACUUCCACUACCACUACCACUACCACUACCACUACCACUACCACUACCACUACCACUACUGCUACUGCUAUUGCUGCUGCUCCUCCUCCUCGUCAUCGUCGUCCUCCUCCUCCUCGAAUAUUUAUCCAGGAUAACCCUCAGUACAAAGAGCUGUUAUCAACGGGGACCUGCUGACUAAGAGUUGAAACUAAUAAAUAAGAGUUACUAAUUAAAAAUAAUCAUGUAAAAUAAAAUACAUAAAACAAAGCAAACAGGCAAUAAGGUAAAGCACCGUUCGAGACAACAAUAGAAAUUACAAGUAAUAAUCGUCCUGGGUUUUCCUAAAUAAAACUCUAGAAUUAAUGAGUCUUCAACUUGAAAGCAAGGAAAAUACGGAAAAUAUAAAAACUACGGCCUGUAAAAUCGUGUUCAGUGACCUUUCGCAGUUUUGCUGUUUUACCAUUGUUUUUAAAGUGUUUAAAGCGUUACGAUGUGAUCGUUGACAAUGAUUUUUAAAUGGAAAACAUGCAGUACCAUUAAGACAGUCAAAUACAAAAUAGCAUGCUGUCUUUUGUAAAACCUUGUCAAUUAUUAAAAAUCGAAGACCACAGUUCUACGGACUGAAUUUCGGGUAAAUGAUUUCGAGACUUUGUUUCCCAAUGGAGGGGAUCACGCGUUUUCGGGACUCUGGCCAUGCAAGAUUAUUAUAGCCGCAGUACGUAAAUAUUGGCAUAAUCAUCGAUUGGUAAAUUCUGUGGGCACUAAAAGUAACAAUGCUGGAACGGAUGCGCCUUUUAUGGGGAUUACUCUUCCUUCUGGCUUCUUGUAAAAUUUUGUUAAAAUGCAUUUCAUAGUUAAGUGUCCGGAUCCAGAUGCACGCCGAGGUACUUGCAAUUGUAACAUUCAGUGCUGUUGAUAGGAGAACCCCUGACUGAGAGCUUGACUUACCAGAACCAAACAGCAUCACCUCAGAUUAAAGAUGAGUUCAUUAUCACAAAACCAAUUAGAGAGAUUAUCCAAGUCCUGGGAAAGGUUGCCUUGAAUCGCAUCGAUAUCACUCUGACUAGAGGAUGAAAAGAUCACUGUGUCAUUGGCUUAGGUGAUAAUCUUACAAUGACGAAGGGGAAUAUGCACAUCAUUAAACAUGAUGAGAUAAAAGGAGAGGCCCCAGAAUUGUUCCUUUAGGAACUCCGGUGCAAACUAUAUUUGGUUCAGGAAGCACACCAUUAAAUCGAACGAUCUGCUUGCGAAGGAAUAAAUAAUCAAUCAUUCAUUGUAGUUCCAUAAUACGCCAUAACGGGACAGAGAACGGAAUGACGGAAUACCUAUAUCAAUACAUGUGCUAAAUUUAAGUUAUAAUUCAUUAGUAAAAUAUAGAAGGGAAUAAAAUCUAACAAAAUUUGAUUAAAACGCCGAAUUAUUAUUUUGGAAAAAAAUAUAAAAAACAGACUUUUUAGAGUAAACAUUUGUUGAUUAAUCGGUUUCUCCUUGUGUUUUAACUCAUCACCUGGUUUAUUAACGUAACAUCCACAGCUUCGGAGCUUUCCAGACUAGAAUAGAUGCCAAAUAAAUGCUAUAAAAAAUAAAUGAGAAACAGGUUUCCUACUCCUGUCUACUGACAAUGAGAUCGCUUUCGAAUGCUCUCUAAGGAUAAAAGGACUGGCUACUACAAUAUUUAUUAACUGCUUAUCUCAGUUAAUUCGCACUUAAAAUUUUUAAGUAAAACGUGUGAUGUUUACUAGCGACCAUGGGUUUAACAAGCAUCACAUGACUUAAUAGGGGUCAUCAAUUUACAGUGAAUGCUUGCGCUGGCGUAGCCUUGACGAGAAUGCGUCUGACAUUUCGCGACGCCACCAAGAUUCCGCCGCAAAAUGAAACCAAGUGUUGGCUCUCGGGUUAGUUUUACAGUGCCUUCGCAUCUUGUUUGGUAAUAUACCGACAAAGAACCUAUUGGCGAAGUUACUGUCGCGAAGGAGGUUUGAAAAUCAGAUCUGAGCUUGAAAUUUCUCUAAGAAUAUCCCACAUUAUAUCAAACGCUUGAAUUGUUUAAUCUGAUAUUCAGACAUUACGAAAGCUUCAGGUGCACUUUUUAACGGUUAUACCCUUCAAAUGCAUGCAUCAGUGUCUUUUUUGGACCCACAUAAAGAUGUUCCCUUGCGGGUAUAAACACCAAUCUCUGAUUCGAUAUUUCUUCAGGCUGAUGAAAAUUUUUUGAUACCAUCAUUUCCUCCCUUUUAUAACAGAGUGCACAACCGCAUCCAUCUCUUGGUAUCGUUACAAUCGCGUUAGCGCUUAUUCAGCCGAUCAUGGCGGCAUUCAGACCACACCCUGGAGAACCCAAGUAAGAUUAAACUCUUUAUACAGCUACGAUAAGAGAUUAGUGUCGAAGUUAAUAACGCUUUAUUAAAACUGAGGGGAUUGAAGCCAUGAGCAAGAGACUACUGGCACCGUACAAACGACUUAUUGAGCUGCUCAAGGUCCCUGAAAACCGACAGCCACAGAAUAAAUGGACCACCGAUAAUUGUCAUUUGAAGUCAAUCUUUUUAUUUUCCUCCAGUCGCCAUGUCGCCAUGUCACGCAUAUGGCAAAACAUCUUUCUCAUGAUCUUAUGAUAAUAAUUACAAUAAUAAUUGUUAUUAUUAUUAUUAUUGUUAUUAUUAUCAUUAUUACUAUUUUAAAGGAAAUAAAGGGAGAUGUAAAGAAUCAACCAUAAAUGGACACAGAAAAAAUCUGAGCCCCAGACGGGAUUCGAACCCACGACCCUCCGUGUUCUAGAUCGGAUGCUCUAACCUCUGAGCUACUGACGACUCGUUGGCGAGCAAGGGUCAUUUUUGUGGGUUGGACUUGCGAACCGCAUCUCGCAGUCACACAGUCCAUCACAAGCAACCUAUUUAGGCUUAACUGUAUCACACAGUCACAUUAAUAGUAAGAAAUGCCUCACCCACGAAGGAGCCUCCAACCAACCAACCUAUGCCAACGCCAGCCUAUGCCACUGCCACUGCCACUGCGUCCUCUUAUGGUUGAUUCUUUACAUAUCCCUUUAUUUCCUUUCCAAUAUUAAUAUCAGUGGCAUAGGUUGCUUUAUUAUUAUUUUAGUGUGAAAUUUCAUAGUGUGUCAGCAACGAAAGCAUGGACGAAUGGUAAUAAAUGAACCAAAAUAUCUUGUAUCCACUUAUUUAAUGCAUAUUCUCGAACCCAUGCAUGCAAUUCCCCAGCCAUGACUAACACAGAAGUCAGCCAUAGAAUAAAUUAUCUUGGUUAUAUAAUUUUGCAGUUAUAUUCUGUAAUUAAGCAGUUACAAUUUAAUGCGAGCUCCGCUUUUAGGCCUCUCUAAAUAACCACAAUGCACAGUUAACUCUUUCUUAUCCAACUGGAAUACCCAUACCAGGAAUGCAGUUGAUUAUACAUGAAGCACAUGUAGCUUCUUGUAAUAUCACUGAAAGAUUAUCUUCAGUUCUCACUCCAUAACAGAAGCUCUUUAUUUUUAUAGGCGCGAAAUUUUCAACUGGUGUCACAGAAUUGUCGGCAUUGGUGCUCUUGUUAUGGCAAGUAAGUGUUUUAAAGAGUAUAAAAUUUAUUAUUAUUAUUAUUAUUUUUGUUAUUGUAUAACUUGUAAUAAAUCCAGAGACGCAACUUAUGCAUCUGCUUAAAGAAAGCCUGAAAAGAUUCAGGGUUGCCGGAGUGCCGGUAUUCUGCGGAGAUAGCAGUGCCGUGCUUUAGCCAAUUGAGCUAGCAAGCCAACCGGGAACUGAACAUAAUUAUUAUAUUGUUCUUUUAUGAAGCUGACAUUUCGAAAUUCCAAUCCGAUCAGGGAUUUGGGGCAGCCGGCGCCCACUCAAACCUAGUGACCAUUCUUAUUUUUUGAAUUCUAGAGAUGUACGGGAAUAUCCUGUGAUAUCACAGUCAAAAUAGUCUGUCUGAAAGAAAGGUGAAUUUAAGCGAUUUGAAGCGUUUGCGAAGGACGUUUACGUGAGUUUAACCUGUUCCAGGCCCUCGGAUGGUAGGGAUGACGCGAAAGUGAAAGGCACGGGAAAAUACGAGCGCAUGGUGUAGGAAAGGGGGGAAUAGCGGGUUUUAUAUUCGUGUUCGGGCUUUCCUCAAUUUCGCGGACCCGACUAUCUCGGAGCCUAGAGGAGGCUAGUUUACAGUAAAAGUGGUAGCUUGCUAUACAUGAAAGGAGCGUGUCUUCACCAAGAAAUGCCAUUUGCAUAGCCGUCCACUAUAGGCACGCUAAAAGCCAGAUGAUUUUUCUCGUACAAUUAUAAUAGAAAUCUGUCUAAAACACAGAGCUCUAGACCUCAAAUAAUAUCGAAAAAUCCUGCAAUCGAAGUUCAAGGGAACCACGGCUGGAUUCAUUAGUGACGGCCUCUAACGAUGACUCAUUUUGUUCCCUUCUGAUGUGAUUAUAGCAAGUUUUGCCCUUCUGUAAAUUUGUCCCAUGGGAGGGAAGGCAGGAGCAAAAACGUCAGCGAUGCGGAAGGCUAAACGUUAGUUUUUUCAUUUUUGUUUUACAGUUGUAACAAUCGACUAUGGACUGGCAACAGAAAAGGUCGGAUUGGGAAAGGAAGGUUUCCGAGCUAUUAUAGCUUUUAUUAUCGGAAUUGGGCUGAUAAUUAUGUUUGAGUUUUAUUUAUUCAUCACCAAAAUAAACAAGGAGAAGAGAACUGUUUCAUCGAACAAUAGCAGAGGUAAGAGGUUACAAUUCUUUUGGAAAAAAAUGCGUUUACUUUGACAACCAGAAAACCUUGGGUGGUUGAACUAGGCUUGUACCCUGGUAACCAUGGUUUAACAAAGCUUUUGGUGCCCGAGUGCUUGCCUCCAGUGUCCUUGCAAUCAAAGCUUAUGCAGUAGCCGAUAGCUCAUUGUAUAGCUUACCUUUAGGGUGUGAAAGUGUUUGCCAAAGCUCCAAGUAAUUUUGAACAGCAUCAUAAGAUUCUUACCUGUCUUUCCAUACGUAAACUCUCAUUUAUUCAUUAACGAGGAAAGAGUAUAAAGUAACACAGGGAACCCGCAGAAUGUGUGUGUAACCAAUUAUUAUUUUAUAGUAAAUGUACGGGAUUUACCGUUUGCUUCACCUAUAGCGUUAUAUUGCUAAGUAUGUAUAUAAAUCAGUAUUAAAUAAACGUUCAAUUACCUUACCUGUGGUAUAUUGUCGUCCUUUUGCCUCAAAAGCGGUUUUUUGAGCGAUUUUGAAGGAUUUCGAGUUUUGAACUCAACGGUAAAUCCCGUACAUUUACUAUGAUAUAACAAGCGGUUACACACACAUUACAGUGUGGGCCCCUGUGAAAGUACCAUAGGUGAGCCUCGACCUUUGUGCUGGACGCACCGGACUGCGGCGUUACAGGCGACCGACGAAAAUAAGACAGUUUUUUCCUCAUUGCCACGCCCGGCGAGAGAUCUGUGUUUUUCUUCCAUAGUUUCACCAGCUUUGCAGGGGUGGGGAUAGGAGAAAGCAUUGUUACACUUAGUCAUCCAGUUCUUUUACCUGAAACGUAAAUAUUGUUUCUAUAGCUUCCUUCUCUUAUCCGCUCUUAUGAUAAUCGGCCCUGGAGGACUCAUUGAUAAUCAUUAAUGGUAUUCACUUCAUGUCACUCUUUUAAACUUACCUCUAUUUGCAGACAUCCAAAUGGAACCGACAGGACAACAGACCGCCCAGCCGCAUCCUAAAAUGUCGAUCAAGGUUAAUAGGAAUUUACACUAUAGGCAUUUUCUUCAGGGCAUAGCUACAUGUAAUAUUAUAAUAGGGGAAUGGUUACGAAGCCCGUCAGACUCCUUUAAUAUAUGUUUUUGUGUACUUUGUGCUGCGCAAAUUUUAAAAGUGAAUAGCACUCCUAUCAUUUCGAUCUUAUUGACCAUUAAUUUUAACGUUACAUUUAUUCAUUCCUUCACAAUUUGUGAACAACAAACAAAGGAUUAUGCACCGUCAGGGAGCUUCCAUAACAAACAACAGAAACGUUGUUUUUACCUUUGAUGUUUGCCGCUUGUCAUAGCCAGGCUCCUCUACUAUCUAUGUUCACUAAAACAAUAAUAACCUCGAAAAAAAUAAAACUUUUUAUGUUAGGAAGGUGCUAUAAGUCUUGGCCGAAAGAAGGGGAUAACAAGUAAAGCCUAAAGGCAAAUAUUUGAUGGAAAACUUAAUAACCUGACUAUACUUCCUAUAUGCAUUUUUUAUCUAUCUGAUCUUUAUUAUUAUAUUUCCAUUAUACAAUUAGGAAGCAAUGCUCAGAAGCUUGAUGUUUACUUUCGUUGUCCUUCUUGGAGCAGCUGUGGCGCUGACCAUAAUCAUUCUUAUGGUGUUAAAAUAAUUGUAAUAAGGUGAGCGUGGAGUAUAAUGUGAAGGAUAUUUUUUCAUAUCGCAUUUGAAAAUGCAAGUAAAUCUGAUACUACACAUAUUUGUUUUAAUUUGUUUAGCUAUAAUGUUGAGAUUAACUUUGAAGUCAUACAUAACGAGGCAAAGUCACCAAAUUGCAGAAUCUGAGAGCUAGGUUAAGCGUCAGUACCUGCUACGAUUCUAAAACCAGUAAAUAUGCAGGUUCAAAUGCAAAAACCGCAACUUUUGGUCUUGUUUAAACUUAUAUACAAGAUUAAUUUACAAAACCAAAUGUGAAUCGAGCGAUGGGUAAAUAAAUAAAUAAAUAAAUAAAUAAAUAAGAAAAACAAAGACUAUUCCGGCAUCAGUAAUUUUAAUUACUGAUGCCGGGUAAUUUCUUGAGUCCACUAUUUUACACAAUUUCUCACUUUCUUUCUCACUUUUUUUUUCAGGCAAUAUUUUAUAUAACUGCCAUUUAUGUCAAAGUGUGGAGGAAACACCAGCAUUAAAUUCCAUCGACGAGAAAAGAUAUUUUUUUGAAGCCUUGGUCUUAGCUAGUCUCGCUAAUCAAUACUGCCGAAUUAUUCGAUAGCACUUUUCAAAUAGCUUUAUAUUUGUUUAAUCUACGAAAGUGUUUUCCUGCAUCAUGACGCAGUAUGUUAAACUGUCAGCGGAUUCAUUUUAUGUCAUCCAAAAAACUGCGAUAUUGUACAACCUGUAUGACUGACAUGGCUCCUAAACGCCCUCAGCAAUAUUUUUAUUGGGAGCAUUUUGGGAAAUUUUCGAUAGCCUGUCAAAACCGCUCUUGCUUAAUUAGAUUGUCUUCGGUAAAAUUAGAGUUAAACGGAUAAGCAAGCAUUUACUUAAAAUCAAACAUGUCAAACUAAGCUGAAAACUCACAAAAAAAUCACAAGAAAUCGAGAAUUAAAUAUUUUUUUUCUGUUACUUAUAAUUUUUAUUUAAUAUUUUAACACUUUUCAAACUUUACUGUACUUAACUAAAUUUUGUUGCUUAAAUUUCAUGGUCGUGUGAUGAUCAUUUCGCUGGGCAAGGUCUGUUGGCUUAGAAAAUUAAACCUGUACUUGAGACUCUACAGCUGUGCAUUUUUGGUUGAGGUUACAAUAUGAUUUAAACAAGGAUGAAGCGCUAUAAAAUACCAAAAUACGCAAAAAAGUUAAAAUAGUUACUUUUCGUUGGUCCGGUAUCAUUAAAUCACGGUCACGUACUGCAUGGUACACAGCUUCGUUACUUUUAAUUGAUUAAUCCUGUGCGAAAAGUCUGACCAUAUGCCUUUCUCUGUAAUUACUACGUCACCUUUUAGUUCCUUAAACGAAGGGAUAUCUUAACAAUAUAAUUCGAAAUAAAUUAUUUGUUGCCAACGAGAGUGGAGAGUGUUUUUUAAAGAUGCCGACUUUAUUUUGCUUACAAUAUUUCUGUCGUUUUCGACAGCGCAGUUUCACCACUUAAACCUCUCUUUUUCUUAUGCGCGGAACAAGCAAGAAUAAAUAAAAAAAAGUUGUUAAAUCAUAUUACAAAAAAAACCCCUCACUUGUCUUGCUUUUCUAGCUUUCAUAAGCUUCUCUUUAAUGGUUACUUAGCAAUUAAUGAAUGAGGCUGAGUAGGAUAUGAAGAAUUAAGCAGAUCGAGGAGGGCGUUAUCCACCGUGGCCGAAGGUCGAUAUGGAUAACACCCUCCAAGAUUUGCUUAAUUCUUAACAUUCUACGAAAGCCAAAUUCAUGAAUUGCUUUAUUAUUCAUUCAAAAUAAUUCCUAGUUUAAAAACGUAGCAAAAACAUGCUUACCUGGAUCGAUGUUAAGUUCAUCUUCCACAGUGUACGUUAGUUUGUCCAGCUUCGCAAAUAUUCUGCAAAUAGCAGUUGUCGCCCACCGACUUGUCGUCUUGCUGUUUUUGCCAUGUUUUUAGCUAUUAUUUCGCCUAGUUUCAGCUGUAGUUCUUACUCUUGAAACGAGUGAAAUGUCCGCCAUUUGUUUUUCGCAACCACAAAAACUCAAGCUCGUCCCAAGGUCUUCUCGGUAACGGUGCCCUAACCUGUAGAGGGCUGCAUUUUUGACGUCAUUUCCUCGUUAAACACAAAAUUCUUCCAAAGUUGGUCAUCAGUAACUGGUUAUGGUGAACUGUGCGUGUGCUUUUAGCCAAUAAGAAUUGGGGAAAUAUUUUGAAUGAAUGAUAAGAAAAAUUAAACGCCGACUGCAUUAAUUGCUACUGUUUUAUAAUACAAAAAUAAGAUUGCACUCUUCUUUUCUGCCUUUUAUUUUCUUAUUAAUCUUUAGCUUGCUACAUACCCCUUGAGGCCUUUGAUCCCAAAUUAAGUUAUAUUGGUUUUGCUACGUGGAAGUAAAUUGACGCAUAAAUCUUCAUUUAAAUAGUUUAAGACUUCGCAUAAUUAGCCAGAACGUUAUGUUCUUGUAUAGGUAAGAUAUAUUGGCCAAUAUCUUUCUAAGAAAGUGUUAGUCACCCUGGGUAACAUCUCCCCUAUGAAGAUGAAGAUUAAUACUACAAAAAAUCACAGCAAGUGCAUCGAUAACUAAAACUUGCAGAAGCGUUUAUUGUGAAUCAAGGUUCUCGUGGAGAAACUAUUUUUAAAAAUACAAUAUACCUUUUCCAAAAAAGCGGUUUGAUGCAACGCUGUCUCAAUAUUUGUUUUUCUAUUCUGGCCAUGAAGAUAUUUGCAAAAGAACGGCCACCUUUGUCCCCAUGGUUGUUCAAUGGGUUUGCAGGUACAUGCUACCGCAAAAUUGGAACGGGGUUUCUGUUAAUAUAAGGUGGAGAAUUUCUCUGAGGUAUUUGGUGGGUAUAGGGGCUUUGUAUACGUGACAUACGGAUGUUACGCCCUCUUCGUGGUAUGUUGGUGUAGAGACUAGUAACGUCCAUAGAGACUAGGACUGUAUUUUUAGGCAAUUUUGUACUCUCAAUAAAAUUCAGGAAGUCUGUAGUUUCUUUUAGGUACAAGUCUUGUUUCUGCGUUAUUGGCUGAAUGAGUCGAUCUACAAAUGCAGAUAUCCGCUCCUUGGGGCCAUUGCACCCUCACAUUAUAGGUCUAACAACAGAUCAUCUAUCAGUAAAUUGAAGUGGACAGGGUAAAACAGUAAACUUUUAAGACUGUCAUUUAUUUCUUGAAAAAAAGAAAUAGAUAUAUAUAAGCUUGUAACACUCUCAAUAUACGUUCGACCGACUGAAAAAGUUUAAAUCUACACUGUAAUUUUUGGGGAGUUAUUAUAACUCCAAAAAUGGAGUAAAAAUUUUAGGUACAGGAUAACCCCUUUUUUGGGGUUAUUUUAACUCCUAAUUUAACUCCGAAUUUGGGGUCAUUUUUACUCCUGAAAAAGAGUUCUUUUUACUCCCAGUCUUGGAGUUAACAUUACUCCGAAAUGGGGUUACUUGUACUCCUUACAGGGGUUGUUUUUACUCUUUUUGGAGUUAAUUUAACUCGGAAAGUGGAGUAAAAAUUUUAGGUACAGGAUAACUCCUUUUUUGGGGUUAUUUUAACUCCUCAAUAUCUGGGGUCACUUUUACUCCUGAAAAAGAGUUCUUUAAACUCCUUUUUGGAGUUAAAAUAACUCCACGAAAAAUAACUCCACUGUACGGAGUUAAAUUAGCCCCACUAGAGGAGUUAUUAUAACUCCCUGAAAAUUACAGUGUAAUGAGAGAUUAAGUGUCGAUAACCAUCAGAACCUUCGUCUUUUCCUCAUUAAGAGGCGUCUGCCCAAAGCCGUAAUUCAUUGACAGAGCUGUCUAGUACAGUUAGUGUUCCAGUUUUGCCAUGAUGCUGACGUGUGCAAAAGCUGCAACAGUAGUGUCGUCGGCAUAAAGGUCCAGUUGAGAUUUCACAUACAGCGGCAGAUCAGAAUGAAUAGAAUUAAGAACAGUGGUCCCAGAAUACUGGCUUGAGGGACUCCAUGCUUCACCCGAGCUUCACGUGACUCUUCAUCAUCCGAUACUACCACCUACUUUUCUAUCCAAGUAGUAAGAAUGAUGACACCAUAGGCCUCUAGCUUCUUUAGCAGUAGCCAGCAAAUGUCAAAGGUGUCGCUAUGGUGACAAGCAUUUUGACCACCUUUUCUGCUUCUCGAUACGCUUUUGAUUUUUGUCGAUGUGCAAUCCAGGCGCCUUCCUUUUCCACAAAUGCAGCACAAUUUCGGAAUAAAACAUGAUCAUAGUUAGCAGCGGAACCAAGUAUAACAAAACGAACCGAAUAACCACUUCGAACAUGGUAAUAUUGUGCGAGUUGUGGAUAUUCUCAAUCCACCUAGGUGGGCAGACCGACAGCGGUCUUCUCAUCGGGCCAACAAUGGCAAAAUAACGGUCAAUGGUCAUUAUGGUCAGCGUCAGGACAGAAGCACUUAUGGAGAGGCAUGUCAAGAAUAGUAAUAGCUUACAAACGAAUACACCAACUCCUCCUGGAAACCACUUGACACUCACAAACAAGUACGCCACAAAAGAGCAGCACGGCGAUGAUGACGUCAAGAAUAUCAAACACCAAGCAUUGCUUAUCAUUAUCAAGGAUCUCAAAAUGACUUCAUUAAACGAGCUCUUCAUACUCCUUUCCUCCUCUCUCCAUGUAUCUACUGGCUGGCUUUCGCCCCCUCUUCCUCCUGUUUUUGUCCCCAUCGUCUUUUAAUUUUGAGGCAGGCUAUUGGGGAGCUUUUCGGGACACCGCUGAGGUUUCUCAGGACGCAUGCCAAACUAUUUAUUUCCAACCAGUGUGAUCUGGCCAUCGCAUGGUACUUGUUGCAUGCUACUUCCGCUGAAGGUACCCCCCCGCAUUUUCUCAGAAGGGAAAUUGUAGACACUGUUUUGCGAACCAACCAAACCCUCUUAAAGACACGUAAGCAUGCUUUUUUUUUUGAAAGUGGGAUGGCUUGAUCCUGAUUUCUUUGCCUUUGAUAGUUGUCUAGAGGACCUAUCUGCCGAUAGAGAUGUUCGCCCUCCUGAUUGUAUCAUGGUAUCUGUGCUCUAAGAAACAAUAGCAAUUAAGAAUGACGCAGAUCAUAGAAUGCGGAAGUCUAUAACUGCUGCGGGACCAUGAUCGUGCAAUUCUAGUUGUUUAUUUGGCGGUCGUAUAGUGAUUUUACUUAACCCUUAAAAUAGAAGGAAGAAUACUUCGAGUUAUUAUAUGCUAAUUCCAUUGUCUUCUUUUGUUUAGUUGUAGCUAUUUUGCACUAGUUGUUAUUCUUUGUUUCACGGAUCACGUAAUAUUCAUUCUAUGACAAUAUAAGACUUUUUUAUUGCGGUGCAUAAAAUACCUCUUGUUAACUUCAAGAUGCCUGCUAACUCACUUCACGGGAGGCGUGAAAGUUUGUUGUUUCUUUGACUCAAUUCAUAACCAAAACUGACUGAAAGCGUUAUUAUGGUGCUGGCAUCAGCAAAGGUAAGAGAAGGGAAAGAGCUAUCUAACACUGCCUAUAUACCGCCGCUAUGUAGCUGUCAUUCAGUAUUCCCGUUGCCAAAACUGCAGUACUAUUCAGAUAAACUUGAAUCCUGUUAUAUUACCCACGGCGUAUUAGUUAAGCUAAAAGGUGGCUCCGUCAUUAAUACAGGCGCAUUUAGCUGUAACGGAGUUUUCGUCAAAACUUUUUCGUUUUUGACGCGAUAGCUGAGAAACUUUGCAAAGACUAACAGAUGUCAUUCCGUAAUAGUACAAAAUGUUCCGAUUUCAUUGAUUAUUUCGCUAAAUUAGCGCUUAAAAGGACCCUACUAUUCAAAGAAAAACGGGAUUAGCAAAAAACAAAUUGCUGAUAUUUUUUACUGAAAUUUCUGGUAUCGGCUUUAAUUGACAUAAAAUAUAAAUAUGCCACGGGAAUUUCAGAAAAAUCGUUAAAGCAGAAGUCCGUAACCAAAAGUCGCUCAAAAUUCAGCUGUGAAAUUGUUUUGAAAUUUCAAAAAUAAAUUACUAUCAGGUAGAGGGAGACAUAGGUUUGAAUUUUCAGGACAAGUAAAUUCAGUGUUUGCUAAUUCUUAAAACAAAAGCCGAUUGCCUAUCGUGCUAUUCUGUAAAGGUACUUUUUAGUUUUAGAAGCACUAUCAAUUGCUCCAAACCUUGCUUUGAAGUAGAAUGACUUGUUCCUCGACAUUUUUAAAAUAUCACUUGGCAGUUUUGGCUCAAACUCCUGCUGCAUACAUUUUGAUUUACUGCAAUUCAUUUUCAACGACUUUCACUGCUUUUCGUUGCUUCCAACUCGUAUCAGAGCUCAGAGAGAAAUGUCCAACAUACCUUUGUUUGUGACUACAGAAUGAGUGCGAGUAGCAGUUCUGCGAAGAAUUCGCACCUCAGCCAGGGGGGACGAAGGACAAUGAUGCCCAUGCCUGUGAACCGAAUUACAUCACAGUGCAAAAUAAAAUUAUCGCAAAAGUACUGCCCGUGAAUAAAUUCACAACUCUGAAAUUUUUGUCACUCCUUCCUUCAAUGAAUGGGUAGUUUUUUCUUAAUUAUUGUGUUUUGCCCUGCAAUACAUGUUUAUACAGAUCGGUCCGCAGGCAUGGGCAUCAUGGUCAUUCGUCCCCCUUGGCUGAGGUGCCAAUUCCUCGCAGAGCUUCCGGUCGUGCUCACUUUCUGGUCAUAAACAAAAGUGCAGGACAGUUCUUAUCUGAGCUUCGAUGCAAGGUAGCUUACAAUCCCAAUACCUUUUUCCUGAAUUGGAAGCAACGUGCAGCAGGAAAAGCCGUUGAGGAUGCAUUGCAAUACAUCAAUAAUGUAUUUAGCAGGAUUUUGAACCAAAACUGCCAAGGGAUAGACGCGAUUUUCUUUGAACAGUAGGGUCCUUUUAAGCGCUAAUUUCUCAAAAAAUAUUUACCAUCAAUAAAAUCGGAAUAUUUCGUACUAUUGCCGAAUGACAUCUGCUGUUCUUUGCAAAUUUCUCAGCCAUCGCGUUAAAAACGAAAAAGUUAUGACGGAAAAUCUGUCACAACUAAAUGAUCCAGUAUUAAUGACGGAGCCACCUUAAGGGAUUAGAAUACUAGUGAAGAUAUUUCAACUGCUAGUCGCUUUGUAGCCUGCAUGACAUGACAUCAUUUUGUGUUUUACUUCUCGUUUCGACUAAGCAUCAUAAUUUUUAUCUGGGUGUAUAUAUAUUAAUUAAACUAACAACUCAUACAAACGUCGCGAUGAUUAAGAUGUUCAGUGACCGAAAUGGUGCCUUGUAAUAGUUUUAAUAGUUAUUUCUUUAUGCUUAAAAUGUUGUUGCGAAUUUCAGCAAGAUAUAAUGCACGGACAUUUAAUAUUGCGAAUUGAAAUAUUGGCAGUGAUGCCGUUGUAUGGACCCGGAAGAACAACUUAGAACAAGAAAGUCGAUUCUUCAAGAUUGCAAGAUAUCUUUCUGUCUGUGUGGUCAUGAUGCGGUAAAACUGAACGAGUGGCAAAUGGCUAGGUUUUUAAUUUUUACUACUUAUAAACUGCUCUCGAGUAACAUCAUUUUGUAUUGAAACACACUUGGCGGCAGAUAUAUUUUUACUUGUUACUAAAAAUUUAUUGAGUUUGACAACGUUAGUACAUUGAAUGAUCACGCACUAAUAUUUUUACAUAUUCAGUUUAUCCCUGAUUAUUUACCAAAACUCUAUGAAUACGUGCAUAUAGACAUUCAUAAUAGUUAUAUUGUAUAAAGGUAAAGUAAAGGUGCACACGAGCCAAAGGCCUAAACGGCCGGAGCUUAUCUCGGUUUCCUUAGUAUGAAGCAUGCUUAGGAGUAUUACUACUCCCCCCCUGGAAGGGAUGCUAGUCCAUCACCGGGUUACCUCCCCGCAGUAUGAAGCCAGUAACUACCCAUCUAUACACCUGGGUGAAGAGAGAAAAAGUGAAACAACGAGACGGGCGAGGCUUAAACCCCGGACCUCCAGAUCCGGUGGUUCGAAGUAUUAACCGCUCGGCCACACACGCCUCCUGUACAUUGUAUGCCGACUUAGAAAUAAAUCGGAACAAUGUCAAUAUAUUCUAAUAGCUAUUUUAGGAUUUACGGCAUUUUACAAGGAUUAUCAAGUGCUUCCACCGCCCAAUUGAUAGUGAUAACAGGAGUGAGUGGGGUCCAAUUCGGCUUGUGAUCAUACGAGUGAUUAGUAAAAAUCGAAAGGCCGCGUAGCGGGAGUCCGAUUUGCUUAAUGACGAGUAUGAUUAGUGCUGAAAUCAGGACAGUUGAUAGCCAAUCAGAUUUGAGAAUUUUGUUAUGUAUGAUUAAAACUGCAAUCAAGCUUUAUCAAUUAUCAUAAUCAAAUAGGCAUGCUUAGGAUCUGAAACCAUUAGUUCCAAAGGACGGUAGAGGCAGUGGUGUAUAAGACGCGACAAACAGUUAUCACCACUUUUAUUAAAACUUAAAUGUGCUUAUUAUAAGUGAUAUAAAGGUUCACUAAGGGUAUUUACCAAAACACGAAAAAUAAGCCUUUUUCUUGUCACGAGACAAGACUCAACAGACGAGGUAGAAUUUUACUAACUCGCUUUUAACAUCUGGAUUUUUUUUUAUAGAAAUUAUUGUCGUCUGUUCUUCUACUUUCGUUGUCAAGCAGGCUUUGUGCUCUAACGGUUUGUAAACUCAGUGUUAUUCUCGCGAGCGUCCGUUAUUGUUAAAUUACCUUUAGGAGUCAUCUAGCCAAUGACUGAACAGCCCGGCAAUAGUAAAGUUAGUCCUUUGUAACUUUGGGGUGAUGUUUCACAAUUUUCUACUCAUCAACUCUACUGAAACAGGUUCCUUGGUGUACUAAUGAGAGCUAGGUGUAUGCCUCGUCAUAGACAAAUAAAAUAGUUUUGGAAUAAUAUGACCUAAAUACUACAGUUUAGCUGACAGUGAAAGCCUUAAAUAUGAUAACAAUUGGUUGUUUGACCCCAGUUUUGUGGGAAUCCAGAUCUAUCUUUAAGUGCUUGACUUUAAAGUCUAUCGGAGAGUUUCACUGUAAAAUCCUACCUGAACAAAGAAUAAAAAUCAUGUUCCAAGCAUUUGCAUUAUUACAGUACAAGUGCCCAAGCUAACAUAGUCUCUUUAGAAAUGGUGGUUAUACGUUUUCCGAAGGAGUUUCAUUUCUUGCUUCGUUUUUGUGUUGCCUUUUGCAUACGUGACUUUUUCUUCCGAUGAUGUUUCAUUGAUUAACUGUGUAUCUCUAGCAGCGAAAGUAUUUACAAAUCUAUAUUAAUCUGCUAUGUCUCCAGUUCACUCUAGAAGGCUGUGGAGUAACUAAAGGUUGCUAUGCAUCUCCAACCUCGUGCACUACAAGCGAAAACUGUGAUUUUCUGGUGACAUACAAUGCCACCAAGUCACUGAGUAGAGUUGAUUUCGAGCUCAGUGGUAAAGGAGACUGGAUAGCCCUGGGUUUUAGCGAUGACCAAUUAAUGGUAAGUUGUAAUGUCUCAAGAAUGCACCUUUAUAUAUUCUUAAUUUUGCUUUCCCCAUGAACGUCACGGGAUGUUACUCUAGGGCGCUGUGUCUUUGAAAUUUUGUCGUAUUUACACGCUUAUGAACGCAUAAUGAAAAAAAAUCAACGGGCAAUUGUUAACUAACUUGUACCAAGUAGGCCAGUUUACAGUUAUGAAUGGCCGGGGUUGACAUUACUUUGAUACAAAAAAAGUCAACUUCAGCCUCACUUUCACUAGAAGGCUAGGUUACUAAGUCCACAACUGUGAAUUGGUCUACUGGCAAAAUAAUACACACACGCUGGUGUGAUAUUCCCAAAAUGACUUCUUUGUUUGUUUGUUUUUCUUCCUAAACCAAGGACGAGGAAAAGCUACACCAAAACGGAGGGGGAGAGGGGGGUGGGGGGAACUUUUUUUCAGAGUUUACAUACACUCUUUGAUUUAACAUGAAUCAAUUAUUUUUGCCAUGUUUUCUUCAUGAACGUUUAUUUUUCUAGAUGACGAAGCUACAAAUCUCUUUUAAAAAUACUUUAAUAGACUCUCCCCUUGUAGUAGUUUAGUCCUUCUCAGUGUAGCAAUUGCGGUAUAGGUGAAGCAUAAAUCCACCAAAAAAAUGAACAGUAACUCUCUUUAAAUGGCAUAAAGUCAAAGAAUUAACUGUUGAAUACAUAAAUCACACAGCCAAAUAUCGAGAUUCUGAUGUGUGUCAAUAAUCAAGCACUGAGUGGUCACUAUUACGCAACAUCACGAUCGACACCGCCAAGGACAACGCCAGUAAGUAUAGUGUGACUUUCAAUAAGGUUUCCUCCAGUGGUACUUUGAACCUAUGAAAAUGAGGCAUUGUUCAUUGAUUCCUAUUCCACCUGUCGAAUCUCAUUUUCCCUCACGACACAGUUACUAAGCCAGUUACUAGCUUGUACACGGGAUCCUGUUAACCAGAAAUGGUUAAGGGGGCAUCCAUGUUUUAUCACAGCGGUAUGAUCAAUAAAACGCUGAAUAAGCCAAUAAAGGGCAAGAUUACUAUAAAAUAAUCUGUGUAAAUAUCGUUCUCGUCAAGAUACAUGUACAUCAAAAGCAUUGGAUACCGUAAAACAGAUAGCAUUAUCAUAAAUAGCAUUUUAUAUCAAGACAUUUUCACAAUAAGGAGGACGCUAAAAACUUUGCGUGACCAAGAGCUCCGCGCAGGGGCGCUCGUUUGGUGACAAGACAAGUUAUUAAACACAGAGUCAAAUAGUGAAAAUUCAGUUCAAGCAAGUGAUGUGAACAACGUGAAGGUGAGCGAACGAAAGCGGUGAGCACAGGGUAAAACACGUUCAAGAGCGAUAUCGUCCGGAACACCCUAGAUUCUGAUCGGCAGGAAAGAAGAUAUGCUUAAUAUAGCCUGCCGCCUGAGGCUGCAAACCAUUAUCUAAACAAUGCCAUGCCAUAAAAUCCCAUUAUAUGGUCAAUAAUGGUGUCUUUUUUGUCUUCAACAUGACAAUUAUUAAUUUUGUCAUUAUCAUCAUUAUCACCAUCAUCAUCAUUGGCCAUGAGGAAAUAUAAAGCUUAAGUGUGACGAUUAUUACGAAUUAUAACAGAAUAUUCCAUCAUAAUUGUGAAUUAUAUUUUUGUUUACGACUUAUAUUCUAUUUACUUAAUUAGGCCAAUCUUCUAAUCGAGCAUCGAGCCACUAAUGUUUUCAUUAUACUACAGGAUUUUUGUGUUUUUUUAUUCCAGACACCAGCAGCAGUACAAUUUAUCGAGCAAGCAGACGAGAAUAAUAUCAUAAAAUGCAGGCAUGUAGUAUGAUUGUUACCUUGGUGUAUAAUUUCUGCAUUUACCGAAGUGAUUCAUUUAAAAGAAUUUUUAAGUAAGUGAUUCUUAUAACCAACUGAAAACAAGUUAGCUUAAUCUCUCUGUUCCUUUUAGGGUUUCAAGAGAUGUAAAUCCAGUCCAAGCAAUACCAAAUUCUAUCGAUCUUAACCAAGACGUAUUCCUUUUAGCUGCAUAUGGAAACGUCGCAGGUUUGUUCCGUUUCAUUUUCUUAGUUUGGGUUUGCUGCUGUUGCUCGAUUUUCCAUCAUUCUUUACAUCCCGUUUAAAGUAAAACAUUAUCUACUUUAGGGCGUUCAGAUUGUUGUAAUCAUUUUCGGUUACGACAAACCUGCAAAAUGUAGUAUGCUUUGAUGAGAUGUUUACCUACCAUAUAUAAAUACUCAAUACAGUAGAUAUAAUAUUUCAUCUUGUUGUCGUUGAGAUGUAUUGUCUCAAUUCUUCCAUUUAUCAAUCUGUGUACCUGGCUAUUUUGCUUCUCUUUUUAGAGACCUAGCCUUAGAAAUGUGUUUUGCGACAGUCUGAAAAAACUACUAAACUACUUAAUAUUUUUACGGAUUACUGUUAUUAAAAUCCGUAAGGGAAAGCAAUUAAUUUUUACCCGCAAAGACCCAACCGUUAACCGUAAAUGCCACGAAAAACUCAAAACAGCGAUAAUCAAUCAUUCCUUUCUCCUCUAAGGUUCCGUUAAGGUGGCUCGAUAUAGUUUAUCAAGGCCAGUACCUCCCAAGUUUGAGCAUAAACUACGUCGCCAUAAACAAAGUUUUGGAAAAAUUGCCACCAUAGUUGUAUUAGAUAAAGAUGAAAAUUUGUUAUGAUCAGGGUUGCAAUGACAUCGGAGUUGUCAUAGCAACGAAAGGACGCUAUUACCUAUUUUACUCACAGAAUUAUUUCUCGGCACUGGGAACUGUUCUUCCAAAAUCAUUCACGGGAGCUUUUUCCUCCAAUAGUCGCCUCAAUGUUCGUGAAGUUUAAGCGAAAUCUGUAAGAGCGUUAUCGAGAAAUUUUGGGAUAAAGAUUUUGUGGUUAGAAAUACGGUAAAAAAUGGAUGAUCUUGAUGUUCGGCUGUUAUGUGUAGAAAAUGAGGCGCUUUUGACAUGCAAUUUCACCUCACAGUAGUUUCAAUCUUUUUAAAAACGUGUGUGGAGAUAGCUCCUGCCGAUUGCUAGAAAGAAGGAUUUGAUUAGUAUGUAUCGAGGCGCUUUUGUUAGCGUUUUUGAACAUUUUGGUCUACUUUAACAAAUUAGCGAAUAAUUUUUAAACAGCUCGAUAGAUUUUUUAAAAAAUCUAGGAUUCUUGAGAUUAACCUUCCUUUUAUAUGACUUUUUAGUUUCAAGAUUAUUGAUAUAUUGUAAGGCAGUUACCUCAGUUCCGACUUAAAAGAGUUUUCUAUUUCUUCUUCUCCACUGAUAUUUAAAUUCCUUCCCUCCUCUCUUAAGUCUAAAUUACGAAGUCUGUUUUUCUCGCGCCUAUCAUCGGCCAAGCACUUGGAGGAUCUACUGUGCUCGACUUGCCGCUAUUCUAUUCUUUGUCACUGUUUUUCAUAGUCCUACUACAACCACUAUUACGUCUUUUUAUUUAUAUUUAUGUAUAUAUGUAUACAUGUUCAUUUAUAGUACAUAUUUUGCCCCCCUUCGUCGAUUUAUAUAUUAUUCAUUACGUGUUUAUAGCCUAUUCUACUUUAAAUAUUGUCUCUUUUGUGUAUAUAUAUAUAUUUAUAAAUUUAUUUGUUUUUAGUCUUCUAAAUUUAUUUAUCUAUUUAUCUAUUUUUUUGAGGGCCGUAGGUUAGAAAACUGUAAAAGGUUAUUGCGCUUCCCUCUUUAAAUAAAGUUAUUGUAUUGUAUUGUAUUGUAUUGUAUUGCAGUAAAAUAAGGGCUACAAUUCGCCAAUAUUUUGGCAGAAAUUUUGUGUUUACAAAUGUGAGCCUCUCAUUAUUGAGGGUAUUGUCUCCAAGUUUCAUAUUUUCGCGCAUUAGCUAGCAUUUUUGCGUAUGUCAAAUGCAUUGUUAGUUACUGUUGUUCACGUGAAAAUGAAACUUGGAAACAAUGCCUUGAAUAAUGAGAGGCUUUCACUUGUAAUAACGAAACUUCCGAUAAAAAAGUAACGAAUUGUAGCCCUUAUUCUACUGCCUUACAAUGUAUCAAUAAUCUUGAAACUAAAAGGUCAUAUAAAGGGAAGGUUAAUCUCAAGAAUCUUAAAUUUUGAACAAAAUCUAUCGAGCGGUUUAAAAACUAUUCGCUAAUUUGUUAAAGAAGACCAAAAUGUUUACAAAACCGCUAACAAGAGCGCUUCGAUACAUGCUAAUAAAACCCUUCUUUCUAGCAAUCGGCUGGAGGUAUCUCCAUGAUCUUUCACACACGUUUUUAAAAAGAUUGAAACUUCUGUGAGGUGAAAUUGCAUGUAAAAAGCGCUUCAUUUUCUACAGAUAACGGCCAAACAACAAUAUUGUCCAUUUUUUACUGUGUUUCUAAUCACAAAACUUCAUCCCAAAAUAUCUCGAUAACGCUCUUACAGAUUUCGCUUAAACUUCACGAACAUCGAGGCCGCUAUUGGAUGAAAAAGCUCCCGUGAACAAUUUUGGAAGAGCAGUUCCCAGUGCCGAGAUAUACUGCUGCAAGGAAAAUAGGUAAUAGCGUCAUUUCGUUGCUAUGACAACUCCGAUGCGGUUGAAACCCUGAUCAUAACAAAAUUUUCAUCUUUAUCUAAUACAACUGUGGUGGCAAUUUUUCCAAAACUUUGUUUAUGGCGAUCUAGUUUAUGCUCAAACUUGGGAGGUAUUGGCCCUGAAAAACUGUAUCGAGCCACCUUAAGUCGAUUAUUCAUGCGCAUGAUGCAAAAGGUUGGUAGAAUGGCUAUUAUUAUUUGAACAGGUUCAAGUCUUCAACUGCACAUUAGGAGGGAGGCCUCUCCCAAAAAGGUCAUGGUUACCCAGUCUUAUUCUACUGUCACUAAUGGAUCCCAGGUUCCCCAGGUCAAUUCUUCUAAGGUGAGUUGAGUGCAUAUUAUCUUACAAUGUAGGUCAUUCAAAAAAAGUUAAACUUAACUAAGCCGCACCAGCCCAAAGUUGAAACUACAUUCCAAUACAAGAAUUGAGUUGCAUAAUAGUACAUGUGAUCGAACAAUUUUCAAACAACGAGCCUUCGCAUUGGGUGUGAUCUCAAACAUGUUAAGGCAUGACCCAAAGCCUAAUUUGCAUAAAAGCUGCAAAGAGUCAUAACUUCAAGAGAAUUUACGUAAACAUGAUAAAUCGUGGUAAUAACAUAAAACAUGACAUCGUUAAGUCAGUAUUCUGUUUAAAAGAGGAUUUUUGGGGUCACGUGACCUGUUAUAGCCGUUUUCUUACGGGAAGAGAAAAGUGAAAAUGUGCCGCACAGAUGACAUGUAAUGCGAGUAUAUGUUAAAACACCGAGGUAAUUGUCUGGUUUCACCACUUAAGAAUCUGUCCAGAAUGGACGACUACCAUUUAUCGUUUAACUAAUAAUUUCAAAAAUUAGGUCGUGUGACCAUUUUAUUCUUGUAAUAGAAUAGAAUAGAAUAGAAACUUUAUUAAAGUGUCAAAAACCGUCUAGCCAGGGAACAAAUCCCUUACUAAUUUGGGGACACCAAUUAGGGGAGAAUAUACAAACUAAAAACUAUAUACAGUAGUAGGUAAAAUAUCUAUAGUUAACUAAUUAAGAGAUUUAUAGUAAAAAUACACAGAAGUCAAAAUGAACAAAGGCUACAGCCUGCGCAGCCAUCAUCUAAAAGUUCACUUAUAUUGAGUUGGCGUAUCUUGCUUUUAAACGACGUUAGGGUUGUGACGUCCCUGAUACUCUUGGGUAGUUUUGUCCAUAGCCUAGGCCCUAAAUAUCUAAUAGAGUGCUUGCCAUAGGUGACUGUCUCAUACCUAGGUAUAGAGAAAUCUGCUUGCCGCAGAUUGUAAUUACUAUUUGGUUCUUUAAAGAUGUUACUUAUAUAUGCAGGGCACAGUUUAUGUUUUACUUUAUACAUAAGGAUGCACAGAUCCUGUAAGCGACUAUUUAGUAGUGUUGGCAGAUCUGCCUUCUCUAAUAGUUGUUCAUAACUAGAAUUAUUAUCCUUGAAAACCGCUCUAAGUCCUCUUUCUUGUAGUCUUUCAAGCUUUCGAGUGUCACUCGCUUUACAAAAAUGCCACACUAGGUGACAGUACGUGAGGAAUGGUAAUAUCGCGCUUUUGAAUAAUAUUAACUUAGAUUUCAUAGGAAUUAAAUUACGUAGUCUCAUUAGAACACCAAUUCUCUGGCUGGCUUUUUUACAGAUAGAGAUUACAUGCUCAGAGAAAUUUAGCUUAGAAUCUAACACUACUCCUAGAAGUAUGAUAUUAUCUUUAGAUUCAAUCACAACAUCAUUCACGCAAAUAUUGCUGUCAUUUUGAGUGAAGCCCAAGUUCAAAACUUGGUACUUUUUGAGGUUUCCCGCCAAUAAGUUAGAAUCGUACCACGUUGUUGCUAAGUUGGCACUAUCCUUUAACUGGGAAGUCACAGCUGCCUGGUCUGCUCCUGCGUGGUAAAUUUGAUGGUCGUCGGCAUACAUAGACAAGUUCGCUGUUAGGCAGUAGGAUAGGUCAUUCUGGAAAACAUUCCAUAACAACGGGCCAAGCGCGGAACCCUGAGGACAGCCACGACUCACGAAUCGGCUAGAACUAACAUGACGGCCGAUCUUUACUUGAUAUUUCCGUUCAUUUAAAUAGCUGUUUAAAAGUUGAAUAGCGCUUUCCUGAAAACCGUACGCUUCAAGCUUGUUCAGAAGUAGUGGUGGGUGUAACGAGUCAAAUGCCUUUGACAUGUCAGUUGAAAGUAUGCUCACAACCUGUUUUCGAUCCCUCGCCAGUCUCCAAUCUUCUACUAAAUUGAUCAAUGUUGUUUCGCAGCUGUGAGCUUUGCGAUAAGCGGAUGAGUGUUGGUAAAUGCGAUUACCAAAGCCAGAGUUGAUCUGCGCUCCAACCAACUUCUCAAGAACUUUACUUACACAUGGUAAGAGAGUUAUGGGCCGGUAGUUUUCCUUUGCAUUCCUGUCAUCCUUUUUGUAUACUGGGGCCCAAUGCCCAUACUUCCAUUCACUAGGCCAUGCAUUCUUGUUAAUACAAGAAUUGAACAAGGUGGUUAGUGGAGCGGAUAAUUCAUUAGCACCUGUUUUUAAAGCCUUUGAAGGAAUUCCAUCAGUGCCGGUGGCUUUGUUUAUGUUCAGCGAAUCGAGAACUGCAAGGACUUGUCCCUGUGUAACCAAUUCGAUUUCGAUGGUCUGAGUGGAAUUCCUAUUUAAUAACUUCUUAAUGGGGAGAGAUUUUUCUCUGUUCUGGACAGAAAUUAAAUCUAUGCACCAAGUCAAUGAAUACUGCAUGGUUCUUUGCCUGCCACAUUUAAACACCAUUGGCUCAUUUCAUAUUCCUCUUUCUCUUUCAUCAUGACCUCAUCAAACACGUGACCACAGUUAAAAAACUCUUAAAAUGUUAAGGAGGUUGAAUUAUUUCUGCUUCGUACUUCGAAUGGUCCAAGGAAGCUAAUUUCUUCGCGGGGGGUAUAAGAACAGAGAAAGGGCCAUGCCUUAACAUACUUGAGAUCUAUAUCAACUGCAAUCUAUAGCCGUUUCCCCAUUACAUAGAUAUGGUCAGCUGUAGCUCACAGCAUUGACAUCGUAGGGACCUUACGAAACUACGACAUCGACAGCAACGAUAACGUCUAAAACACAAAAGCUUUUAUGAGCAAAACAACAACUCCGCACGUGCAUCACGCUGUUUCUACAUUUCUUUGACGCCCCUACACAACUACGAGGUGAGAUGACCAUAUUUUGAGUUGACUUGAGAACGGGAAUGGCAAGGCGAUGAAUUUUACUAUCUCUUUCUAAACUCGCACGCGGUCCUCUCAUUUCAGCCCCAAACUAACUUCCCUACUUUAAAGUAAUUGGGUGACUUGGUGUAAGGGCAAAAAAGUAUCAAAGGAUCGAGGCAAAGUCUAUUUUUCAAAGACAUUUUUAUCGCCGUUGUUGGAUUGUAAGGUUUCUAAUAAACAACAACGUCGAACUGUAUCAAUAUUAAACAAUACAUAUGAUACCAUUAGCCAUUACCAUUAUGAUACAAUAGUCGAGUCACUUACAAAUAAAUUAAUGAUACUAGCGUGACCAUCAUCUAUACCCUUCUGGUAACAAUUCAAUUUCGAAAUCGAUAUUUCCCAGGAUAUGGAUAGUAGGCCGUGUCAGUCCAAUCCCUAACGUUGAUAACCCAACAAAAGAGAGUACGUGUACAUUUUAGACCGAUAUCAGUACUUCCGUUUCUGUCCAAAGUAAUCGAGGAACAUGUAAGACGUCAAAUAGUUGAUUACAUCGAAUUUUAUCAAUCCUUAAAAGCAAAUUAUUGCUGAAUUCCGUAAAGGACACUGGUGCUAUUACGCAUCAGAGACGGCAUUAUUAGGGCCAUGAAAAAGGGCCAACUUAAUUUAAUGGUAUUGGCCAAUUACUCGAAAGCAUUUGACACUGUAUCGUAAUCUGCUGUCGUCCAGAAGAUGUUAAAAUUGGGUUUCUCAAACUGUUUUCUACAUUGGAUGACAAACUACCUUUAUGAUCGCUUUCAGUAUGUUCAACUUGAGAAUCGUUACUGGAACAUUUACAUUUCGGUGUUUCCCAGGGGUCAAUUUUAGGCCCGUUAGUGUUUAAGAUAUAUAUUGCCGAUCUGCAGGAUAACCUCAGUGACUCCAUUUCGUGUUAUCAAUUAUACGAUGAUGAUACUACGCUUUACAAACAAUGCUCUGUUAAAGAUCUCGCACAAAAUGUUCUUGAUUUUAAUAACUCUCUCAGCCACAUGGCUUCGUGGUUCUUUAAAGUCCAAUCUCGCCCUAAAUCCAGUGAAAGCUAAGCCGAUGCUGUUAUCAUCAAGCCAGUGACUAGCUUUCGUGGUCUCAAACAUGAAAACCUCAAUUUAGAAAUUUAGAAUCUUCAACUGGAAAGAGUCAAUGAGACAAGGCUACUAGGAGUGAAAUUCCAAGAGAAGUAAAAUUGGAAUAAUCUUGUCGAGAACAUCGCUGGUGCUUCUUAUGGAGUCUUACGCACAUUGCGAAAAUUAAAACCUUUUCGCUCCAUUAAAGAAACUAGACUUGUAUUUCCCUAUGUGGAGGGUUGAAUGAACUUCUAAGGAUUAUAUAGUUAUACUGGCGCGUGAUUCUUCCCUAAAACUCCUUAAAACUGGGUGCGUUCGUUCUACCUAUCACGCCUGUACAACUGAAACGGCUCCUUCAAAAAGACCAUACAUAUAUAUUUGAAAACACAUUACUUGUGACCUUUCCCUUUUCAGACGGCCACCACUAUGGAACAGCCGAGAAGCUUUAGGUUUCCAGAUAAUUGCCCGGAUGCAGAUUGCGAUUUUCUUGUGACAUACCAAGCCUCUGGUGAUUAUCGGGUGGUUAUUGAACUAAGAGGCAGAGGAAACUGGGCAGGCGUGGGAUUCAGUGGUGAUAACCAAAUGGUAAGCAACCUUAAUCUGCAGGAUUAACUUAUCUGUUGAGGCAGGCGUAUAAGGAAGUAAUGAAAGACGAUUGCUUCAUGAGCAAAUUUUUCGCAUCCAAAAAUUCAAAAAAUAGAGGCUGUUUUCUAAGAGUGAGUGUGCCAAUGGAUUGGAGGCACUCGCGGUUAGCGGUUAAUAAAUUUGUCUUUUUAACGCUAACGUUUAAUUGUUUUUCUGUAAUACUGCAGUUAACCGCGAAACUAAGCUUACAAAAGUCAGUUGUUCCAAAAGUUCAUAAUUAAACUUUUAAUGGUCCCAAAAUCACUCUAAUUUAUUUGGAAGUCUCUUAGGAUAUUUCCCUGAUAAAAAGGCUGAAACAGGCUACAUCAGCCAAGAACCUAAUCACAUACAUUCCCAGCAUGCGAUUGACACUCUCUAAAUGGCAUGUUGUGGUUAGGAAAAUGUUUAUCAAUCAACUUUUUUUACGCCCAACUAGUUUCUAAUAAUUGUAGCCCUGUUGAGGCUCUUUCUAACUCUUACCUCCACAGCCUGAUACCGACAUACUUAUUUGCGCUAGUGAUACCUCACUGAGUGGCCAUUAUUACGCAACAGCUAGAACAACACCAACUAGGACAGUUCCAGUAAGUCAUUUAUUGCUGUUUUUUAUUAUUGGCGAUGUAGCCAGUUCCGUUUCUCGCUCCCUUGCCUUUAAUUAGUUCUCAUCAUAUUUAUUUAGCAUGUAGUUAUCGCAAGUUACGACUGCAGCCGCCCGACCAUUGCUUCUCUUUGAUUCCAAAGCUCAUCUUCGCCAUUGUCGCUUUUUCUCCCGUUUCUAUCGGACUAUAAGCACGUGCGAAAUUUCAUUUUACUCAGUCUAAGCUCUUUCUACACUUCUGUACCUGAGAUACUGGCAUAUUUUUACAAAUUUUAACGCAUUCUCUUCGUGGUCACAACAGUAUAUACAGUUUUAUCACGAGCAAGUAAAAUAGAGUAAUACAUUUCGAGAACGUUCAGACAUGUACGUUUAACAGAACGUUUUGUUUUAAGAUUAAAUUAAAAGAAAAAGGUGACUGAGAUACAUAACAUAGAGAAGAUGAAGCCACUCAAGAAAUUUACCGAGGUACCAGGUUGAAUCAUGAUAUCAACUCUUAUUAGCCAAAACCUUUUAUUUUUUAUUAUUAAUUUUUUUUUUAUAGGCUCCACUGGCGGUAGAAAUCAGUGACCAAUCAUUUAAUGGUGGCGUGGUGUCUUGCAGGUAACGUAUCAUCAUCAUUAUCGUCGUUAAUUAUCAUAGACAUCCUAUUCAUUAUCAAUAUAAUCAUAUCAUUAUAUUUAGCAAUUAUUCGCCAAAGGCGAAGUAAAUAUUGUUGAAUAAUUCGUCUCGGGGAUUAUUCAACAAUAUUAACUGAGCCUGAUGUGAACAAAUGCUUUAGUAUAUUCACACGAAGUGAUCUCAACAGAAUCAGAAAGGAAACCUUUAAAAAAUAUAUUGGGUGAGUUUGAUUGAAUUGAUUGAAUUCGUGCGUGAACACGAAGCCGUAAAUAGUGGAUGCGCAAGAGUUAGAUCUUUACAGUGUCUUCAAACAUGGCAAAUGAUAGUUUUAAUCUUUUUGUAUCGAUUGUUGUACCUUUAGCAUCAACGGUUUAAAAGAAAACGCCGAAAAUUUAAAUUACUCCCUAAUUCUGAGAAGAAAAGUAGAGCUUUGUUUGUUUUUGUCAACUCACUGUGAAUGAGAAAGUUUUAUUUGUCGCUUUCUCCAAAGUGCUAUCAACAGCGGCUACGAUCAAGGUGAGCGUCGUUUAUCUGCAGUGUUCUUUGCCUUGUUAACGUGCUGGCACUUACAGUUUUCGAAAAUAUCUGCCUUCCUUUUUUCUCCAUAAAUUAACUUCUAUUUAUAGGCAAAAUUGGUCUUGCGAGAAAAUCCCGAAAUCACAAAACAGUAGCAAAGCGGCCUCGUUUUCCUCUGUAGUGGUAAACAUAGCUUCGAAAGUACCAAAAGUCAGCUACAGUAAACCACUUCACAAUAAAUUAAAAUCACGCUGUUUAAACACCAUGAAGUCUUUCCCUACCUUCAAAGUCAUCAACACUUAGAAAUUCUUGUAGUUUCAAAAAGCUCUUACUAUGUAACUUUGGCAAAACACCCAGUUCACGACAGCGAUUUUGUUCUGCUUUAUAUUCACCGCCUAGCGCGGUGAAUAUUUAACAUUUAUUCCUCGAGCCCGAAUGGACUCUGAGUCAAUAGCUAUUGACUCAGAGGCCAUUCCGGCUCGAGGAAUAAAUGUAUAGUAAAAUCCAAGUAGUUGGUCAUAAAUUUCGAGAAAAAACAACUUUAGUUAGCAAAACGCGAUUCAGCCGCCAUUGUUUUGGUUUUCAAAGUCGGCGCUUUUCGCUGCUAGUGGGCUAUAACAUAUAGCCUAGUAGAAGCUCAACCAAUCUGAACGCAGCAUUGAUAAUAGACCACUAGUUGGAUUUUGCUAAAACGUCAUAGUCCGAGAUAGCGAGCCAAUCAGAUUGCUUGAAUCACCAAGAUCACUGAGUGUGUAUAUACUAAUAUCAUAUUCUCAAAACUGUUGGAUCAUAUUCAUUUACUGAAAAUCCCUGCAAAAUGCAGGAAAUGGCAUUUGCGACACCCUUAAUUUAAAUGUUUUCUGGGGGAACAUGCCCCAGACCCCCUGGUUUGAAGCGCCUUCAGCUUUCUAACUUUCUUCACGCUGAUUUCUCUCACAUUUCGACCUUGAUUUGCAGUUGGAAUUCGAUAAGUUCUUGUUAGGAUAACAGGGGAUUAUCCGUGACAACCAGAUCAGUGGUGAUUUUCUAUGGCCAAUGGAGUUACAAUAUUACUGGUAUACGAACAUUUGAGAAAUCUUGAACAGAAAAAAAACACCCACCUCAUUCACUUGCUUCAAGCCUACUUAAGCCAAAGACGGGCUACGCGGUCAACCAAAAAGGAACUCUUUGACUAUCAUAUUAUUUUACGCGCGUAAAUACGUAAGGCAAUACCACAACCAUUCCCCAAAAUGUAGCCUAGUGCAUGAUGUCAAUUAUGUUACUGUUUUAUAGAAUUACAAGGGAAAUAAACCCGGUAUCAGCGAAUUUUAGAAAUCUUGAAGAGCAGCAGUUUCUUUUGGGAGCAAUCGGUGAUUUAAACGGUAAGAAAAUAUCUGAUACGUUAAUCAGGAAAUUUAAAGUUUCAAUUUACGAGUUCAUUUUAACUUGUCUUGUCAGUGGUUCGUUAGACUUACAAAAGCUUCUGCCUGAUUUAACAAGAGGUGCCACCAUUACGAAUUUCGUAUUCAUAGCGGCAGGCGUGUGUCGGCUUCUAGAACAUGUAAGGUCAGGAGGAUCGGCUUCUCUACGAGUAGGCAAAGCAAUGUGUGGUACUUUAGACUUACACGUCAUAGAGCUUCUGCCUGAUAUAACAACAGGUGCCACCAUCGGUAUUCAUAGAUUCUCAGUUUACAUGAAGUAUAAUAUCCUUGAAACGUGUGUCUCGGCCAUGCUCAAGGAAAGCUGUGUUACUUUACAUCACCUUAGCAGGCAGCUUGGAAGAUCGCGAACUAUCAUUUGGUAACCAUUCAGGAGGACUAUUUCCGACUUUCUGGAAAUAAGAAACAUAUCAAAGCGUCAAUACCAUAUUUGCUUUAUUGCAGAGUCCUUAUGCUUUUAGUUGGGUUCAGUAGAGUGUUAAAGAUUAAACAAUAACAGCAGUAUCAAUUACGGCAUUAAUUAUAAUAAUUAUUAGCAUGAUAAUACAGUCGACUCCCGAUAACUCGAACCUUCAAGGGAAAUCAAAAAAAGGUUCGAUUUAUCGGGAUCCCGAAGAAAAUAGCCCAGAGUAAGGUAAACAACAGUUUUUAUUGCACAGUGAACAUUUUAAUCACAUUUAAUGGUAGAAAUGUCAAGUGAAAAAUAAAAGAUACUUCUAGAUUACAAAUCAGAACGUAACGUAACAAAACAUAGCCUAAAUAAAGCAUGCGUUUUACUGUUUUAAGAAGAAAAGCUGCUUCACGUUAGCCUGUGACAAUCAACAUCAGCCUCCACUAGUAAACUAUACUCCGACAACACGUCAAUAGGAAAUCCAAAAUUUAAUGUUUCGGACGCCCGUAGACGGUUUUUUUCCAGACUUUUUAAGGGCUCAAAACAUGGUUCGAGUUAUCGAGGGUAAAAUUAUGUAGAAAAUGACCUAAGGGGAAACGAAGAUUGGUUCGAGUUAGCGGGAGUUCGUGUUAUCGAGGGUUCGAGUUACCGAGGGUAAAAUUACAGUAAAUGUAUGACGGAAAUCCAGGGGAAAUCGAUUUUGGUUCGAGGUAGCGCGAGGUUCGAGUUAGUGAGGGUUCGAGUUAUCGGGAGUCGACUGUAUUAAAAUUGAUAAGAACGACUAUGGAAAUUAUCAUGGUACUGAUAAUAGAAAUGGGAAAGAUAAGGAUGGUGAAAGCGAUUACGAUGUAUGGCUUUACAUGGGCUUUUACGUUAUAACAACAGGUGCUACUAUCGCGAUUCAUUCAGCGAGACGUGCUUCAAGUUCUAGAAUCAACGUCCUGACAAGUGGGGGAGUGGGGAGUGGAGGAACUGUUAUUCCCUCAAGUUCCUCGUCGACGGUACGGUUUUACUUACUUUUUCUUGCUUAAGGUAAAAUAUUCCUGCCAUUUGAAAUGAAUGGGCAAUAACGAAAAUAAUUGCUGUAAUAAUAAUGGUACAAAUGAUCACAGCACCACUUCAACUCAGAUGCAUAGGUAAAAAAGAAUCUUUUAAAUGAGCAAAACUUCGAGGUUUACAGGGAAAUCAGGAUCAAGGAUCGAGGAUUGAGGAUCGGGGAUAAGUAAAUAAAUUGUGGAUGGUGAUGUGGGCCUUAGACUGUAGAUACAUUUCACAUAACAUAACCCCGUUCCCUGUACUGAACACUAAAUUUAAGUAAAAUACUCCGAGUCUGACUGAGUCAGUGAUCGUUUAGACGAGAAAGUCUAAAUGAAACACUUUAUCCCAGUGAUACUGUGAUAAAAUGCAUGCUGUGUACAGCUCUAAACAUUGCACUCUGAGACUGUACGGAGAUAUUAAAAGAAGAUACUGACUAAGCAGCCAUGGAAAAUGCACUUACUUUCAAGCGACUUUGAUAUCUUAAAAAACGGACAACAAAUUCAACAGGAAUACGCGCGAACUGAAUUAUCUGUCAGUUGUAUAAGGUUCCGCUAAACGUACACAUUUUUCCUGUGCUGAACAUAUACUAUACCGAGACGUAUCUUGGUCCGCUACAUAGAAGCUAUAUACAUAUACAUUUAUACUGAUAAAAAAUCAUCGUUCAAUUUUUUGAGCGUAUAAUCCCAAUGUGUUAAAUGUUGUCCAAAAUACCUCUUGAGCUCGCGAGUUUUAUAUGAGGGUACCAAUGAGGUUAACAGUUAACUGAUACUUGGCCAAAAAACAAUAGUUAGCUGAUAUUUGGCCAAAAAAUUGGUUGUUAACUGAGAAAUGAAAAGGUAACAGUUUAGUGACAACCUAUUAAUUAUACUGAAUAAAAUCGUCGAUGUUAAUGAAAGCAACAAAGGUUUUCAAACAGCAAAGCUUUCUUGUGACAUUUAUCUGCCCUGCUGAUGACCCGGUGAGAUGGCGGCAUUAACUGAUAAAAUUAUGAGCAAAAUAUACCAGGGUCCUACUAGCUAAACAGAAAGCGUCAGUCAUAGGGCUGGUUGUAGACAAUUCAACGAAUAAUUCAUAUUCUUAUGUUAACAAGAUUUCUGUUUUCGGGGAAAAAACAUUGUUUUCACGGACCCAAAAGAUCGUCAUAUUAAACAUAAUUUACUACCCAGAGAAAAAAAAAGGGGCCAUUGUUCAGUUAGACCUUGGAAAGAAGAACAUUCUGAUGGGUCAGAAAAUCAGCAUCUUUUGUCUACGUACUGGAAUUUGCACCAACAAGCAACAAUUUUUUGUAACUGGUGUUGCAGUUUUAGCUAUUAAGCUCGUGUUUAAACCAGUCUUUGUGAAACAGUUGCAUUAAAUUUUCUGAAACCUUAAGCUUUGGAUAUCUUUAUGAUCUUUUGAAAUACACGAAAAGGCACGCCUUCGAAAAAGGUAACAUACAGACACGCGAUAAAGAACUUUGACAAAGUCUGCGUGUAUGAACGCGAGGGAUGAACAAACAGCAACUGAAAACGUCAGGUGCUGAUGUUUUAUCCUCAAGGGAUAAAACUCAGAACCUCACCUAAAUCACAAUCCAGUCCCUAAUUGCUCUAUUAAAGGAACUAGACUUGUAUUUCCCGACGUGGAGGGUUGAAUUAACUUCCCAGGAUUACACUAGUUCUGGCUGGUGAUUCUUCCCUAAAACUCCUUUAGCCCGGGUGCGACCCACUACCCCUAUAAAACUGAAACGGCUCCUUCAAAAAGAACAUACAUGUAUAUUUGAAAUCAUAUUACUAGUGAUCUUUUCCUUUUCAGCCGGCCACCACUAUGCAACAAGGAAGCUUUAGGUUUCCAGAUAAUUGCCCGGAUGCAGAUUGCGGUUUUCUUGUGACUUACCAAGCCUCUGGUGAUAACAGUGUGGUUUUUGAACUAAGAGGCAGAGGAAACUGGGCAGGAGUGGGAUUUAGCGAUGAUAACCGAAUGGUAAGUAACCUUAUUCUGCAGAAUCGACUUAUCUGUAGAGGCGGACGUACGGACACAGCGAAGACGGCUACGUUAUAAGCAAAUUUCUCAAAUCCAUUAAUGUAAAGAGCUGCAGGUUGUUUUAUAAGAUUGUGCCAAUUGAUUGGACGCACUCGCGGUUAAUAGUUGAUAAUUUGUCUUUUUAACGCUAACGGUUAAUUGGUUUUCUCUUCUGCAGUUAACCUGACAAAAGUCAGUGGUUCGAAAGUUUCAAAAUAUUCAUUUUAAUGGUCCCAAAAUCAUUUUUAUGUGUAUGUCUCUUAGGAUCUUUCCGGAAAAAAAAGGAGGCUACAGGCUACAUCAUGCAGCCAUGCGGCCGAAUCACAUGAAGUCCCAGCAUUCGAUCGACCCUCUCUAAAUGGAAUGUUUUGUUUAAAACAGUCAACAUUUUUUUAGCACUAACUAGUUAACAUUUUUAUUUUUUUUUAUGCCCAACUAAUAAUAGUUUUAGCCUUGUUAUGGCCCUCUCCAAACUCUUGCCUGAGUUUUAUCUCGCUUUUCCACAGCCUGAUACAGACAUACUUAUUUGCGCCAGUGAUACCUCACUAAGUGGCCAUUAUUACGCAACAAGUAGAACAACACCAACAAGGACAGUUCCAGUAAGUCAUUUGCUGUUUUUUAUUAUUAUUAUUAUUAUUAUUAUUGGCGAUAUGGCCUUCUGAACGAUGCUAAACAUCAUACUUGAAGUUCGUUUUUUUAGUUUUCUUGCGCCCUUGCCUUUAAUUACUUUACCAUGUAGUUAUCCCAUGGUAGUGCGGCUGCCCUCUUCUUUGCUCCUCUGAUUCCAAAGCUUAUCACCAUAAUCGUUUUUUCUUACGUUUCUAUCAGACAAUAAGCAAAUGCGAACUUUUCAUUUUACUCAAGACAUUCAAUUCUACACUGUACCUGAGAUGCUGGCAUGUUUACACGCAUUCUCUUCGUAGUCACAACCUUAUAAAAUUAUACAUUUUUAUCACGAGUAGGUAAAUAAAGUAAUAUGUGUCUUGAGAACGUUUAGACAUGUACGUUUAACAGAACGUUUUGUUUUGAAAUUAAAGAAAGAAAAAGGUGACUGAGAUACAUAAAAUAGAGCAGAUGAAGCCACUCAAGAAAUUUAUCGAGGUACCAGGUUGAAUAAUCAGUUUAAUUCACAUUUGCCAAAACUUUUUAAAAUUUAUUAUUAUUUUUUUUAUAGACUCCACUCGCGGUAGAAAUCACUGACCAAUCAUUUAAUAAUGGCGUGGUGUCUUGCAGGUAAGUCAUCAUCAUCGUUGUCGUUAGUUAUCAUAGACAUCAUCAUCAAUAUAAUCAUCAUCAUGUAUGUUAUCAUGUUCUCAAAACUGUUGGAUCAUACAAAAUGCCCUGCAAAAUACAGGGAAUGGUAUUUUUGAAACCCGUAAUUUGAUUUUUUCCGGGGGAGCAUGCCCCCAGACCCCGUAGUUUUUGAGAGUCUUCGGCUCCAUAACUUUUUUCCAGUGGGUACGCCUUCUAAACUUCACCGGUUUCGCCCCUUCUUCGCAGUUGGAUUUCAAUAAGUUUUUGUUAGGAUAACAGUGGAUUAUCCGAGUCGACUAGAUUAGUGGUGAUUUUUUUUUAUCGCCAAUGGAGUUACGAUGAUACGACCAUUUAAGACAUCUUAAACAGAAAAAAACACCUUCCUCAUUCACUUGCUCCAAGCCUAAUUAAGCCAAAGACAGUCUACGAGGUCGUCUAAAAGGGAACUCUUUUAUCCUAUUAUCUUGUAUUUUACGCUCAUAAAUUAAUACGUAUGAUACUAAGUGAAUGACACUAGCAUUGCCCCAAAAAGUCAAGCCUUGUGAUGUCAGUUGUGCUUCUGUUUUGUAGAAUUACAAGGGAAGUAAACUUGAGAUUAGAGAAUUUUAGAAAUCUUGAAGAGCAUCAGUUUCUUUUGGGAGCAAUCGGUGGUUUAAGCGGUAAGAAAAUACCUUAUACGUUAAUUAGCAAGUUUUUAAAGUUCUAAAUUACGAGGUUACACGAGGAGAUACAUUUUAACUUGUCUUGCAUUUUUUUGCUGCCCAGAAGGCCCCAAAAUUUCCGGUCGUAGUAACAUCAUUCUACAGCAGUUUUAUCAGUAAGAGAAAUUUUACUUUAGGUGUGCUUAAUUCACGGAGUAACCUCUCUUGGAACAUGCCUCGCAUGCUGCAAUAAAAUUUCGAUCAAUGAUAGGAAAAUGGAAUAGUGAAUUCUCGUACAUGAACGGCUUAUUAAUUAUAGUCAUUGCCUUAUGGAUAAGAACUAGUAGGAUAAUCUCAUUAUAUAGCUUGUGAGCUUGGAGUACUGGUGGUUUCGCCCAUAUUUGCGUGGCAAGUUUCAGGCUAUUCAGAUGUCUUGGCCAAUGUGAACAAUUAUUGGGCAAACUGACAUCUCACUAUUUCGGACAUUCAGUGCUAAACCCAAUAAUGACUGUCUUAUAAGACAGAGUUUACAAUGGUACGUUAGACUUACAAAAGUUUCGGCCUGCUUUAACAACAGGUGCCACCAUCGGUAUUCAUGAACAGGCGUGUGUCGGCUUCUAGAGCAUGUAAGGUCAGGAGGAUCUGCUUUUCUACGAGUAGGCAAAGAAAAAUGUAUUAAAAUUACUUUGUGCACCAACUUCCGAGUUUCCCGCUACAUUUUUGUUGCAAAAAAACGCUCUUAAGCUAAACUAUUUUUUCCAGAGAUAAUUGCAAGGAAAAUUCAGUUCUGGAGUGGUACAUUGAGCAGUGUCUCUUGAAACUUGUCUCGCAGCUGCAGCCCAGCACAACUGCGAUAAGAUAUGAAACAUGUUUCUGGGACGUGAUAAGGGAGCUCUGUUGGAGAAGCACGUCCCCUCGUGUGACAAAAUGUUUCUCCUCCAUAAUGCGUGGAAUGCAACUCGUAAAAUCUUUGCACCAAGAAGCGGGGACAAAAUGGCCUAGAUUCUCAGUAUGAAUGAAGUAGAAUAUCCUUGAUACGUGACCAUUAGUGUGUCUCGGCCUUGGUCAAGGAAAUCUGUCUUUCUCUACAUCACCUUAACUGGCAGCUUGGAAGAUCGUGAACUCUCAUUUGGUCACUAUUCUGAAGCGCUAUUUCAGAGUUUCUGGAAAUAAGAAACAUAUACCGCCAAUAUCAUAUUUGCUUUAUUGCAGAGUCCUUUCAGAGUACAGUACAGAGUUAAAGAUUAAACAAUAACAGCAGUAUCAUUUACGACAUUAAUAGUUAUUAUUAUUAUAAUGAUAAUAUUAAAAUUGAUAAGACUGAUAAUAAAAAUUAUCAUGGUACUGAUAAUAGAAAUGGAAAUGAUAAGGAUGGUGAAAGCGAUUGAGAUAUAUGGCUUUACAUGAGCUUUAACGUUAUAACAACAGGUGCUACUAUCGGGAUUCAUUCAGAGAGACGUGCUUCAAGUUCUAGAAUCAACGUCGUCCUGAGAAGUGGGAGACUUCCCUCAAGUUCCUCGCCGACGGUACGGUCUGACUUACUUUUUCUUGCUUAAGAUCAAAUAUUCCUGCCAUACGAAAUGAGUGGGCAAUAUCGCUGAUUAAUGACUGUGAUAAUAAUGGUACAAAUUAUCACAGCACCACUUCAACUCAGAUGCACCGGAUAAAAAGAGAAAGAGAUUGCUUCAGUAGAAUUUGGUAGCUUUAUUAUAGCAAGAAUAUAGUAAAUGAGAAUGGAAAAACGCACAUGAGAUUUUGAGCACCUCCUCAAAUCAGAUGCACUGGAUAGUAAAAAGAGAAAAAAUUGCUUCAGUAGAGUUUGGUAGCUGUUUAUACGUGGUCUCAAAGAUGAAAACCUCAAUUUAGAAAUUUAGAAUCUUCAAUUGGAAAGAGUCAAUAAGACAAGGCUACUAGGAGUGAAAUUCCAAGAGAAGUCAAAUUGGAAUGAUCUUGUCGAGAACAUCGCCAGUGCUUCUUAUGGAGUCUUACGCACAUUGCGAAAAUUGAAACCUUUUCGCUCUAUUAAAGAAACUAGACUUGUAUUUCCCUAUGUGGAGGGUUGAAUGAACUUCUAAGGAUUAUAUAAUUAUACUGGCGGGUGAUUCUUCCCUAAAACUCCUUAAAACUGGGUGCGUUCGUUCUACCUACCACGCCUGUACAACUGAAACGGCUCCUUCAAAAAGACCAUACAUAUAUAUUUGAAAACACAUUACUUGUGACCUUUCCCUUUUCAGCCGGCCACCACUAUGGAACAGCCGAGAAGCUUUAGGUUUCCAGAUAAUUGCCCGGAUGCAGAUUGCGAUUUUCUUGUGACAUACCAAGCCUCUGGUGAUUAUCGGGUGGUUAUUGAGCUAAGAGGCAGAGGAAACUGGGCAGGGGUGGGAUUCAGUGGUGAUAAUCAAAUGGUAAGCAACCUUAAUCUGCACGAUUAACUUAUCUGUUGAGGCAGGCGUAUAAGCAGGAAGUAAUGAAAGGCGAUUGCUUCAUGAGCAAAUUUUUCGCAUCCAAAAAUUCAAAAAAUAGAGGUUGUUUUCUAAGAGUGAGUGUGCCAGUGGAUUGGAGGCACUCGCGGUUAGCGGUUAAUAAAUUUGUCUUUUUAACGCUAACGUUUAAUUGUUUUUCUGUAAUACUGCAGUUAACCGCGAAAAUAACCUUACAAAAGUCAGUUGUUUUAAAAGUUCAUAAUUAAACUUUUAAUGGUCCCAAAAUCACUCUAAUUUAUUUGUAAGUCUCUUAGGAUAUUUCCCGGAUAAAAAGGCUGAAACAGGCUACAUCAGCCAAGAACCGAAUCACAUACAUUCCCAACAUGCGAUUGACACUCUCUAAAUGACAUGUUGUGGUUAGAAAAAUGUUUAUCAAUCAACUUUUUUUACGCCCAACUAGUUUCUAAUAAUUUUAGCCUUGUUGAGGCUCUUUCUAACUCUUACCUCCACAGCCUAAUACCGACAUACUUAUUUGCGCUAGUGAUACCUCACUGAGUGGCCAUUAUUACGCAACAGCUAGAACAACACCAACUAGGACAGUUCCAGUAAGUCAUUUAUUGCUAUUUUUUAUUAUUGGCGAUGUAGCCAGUUCGGUUUCUUGCUCGCUUGGCUUUAAUUAGUUCUCAUCAUAUUUAUUUAGCAUGUAGUUAUCGCAAGUUACGACUUCAGCCGCCCGACCUUUGCUUCUCUCUGAUUCCAAAGCUCAUCUUCGCCAUUGUCGCUUUUUCUCCCGUUUCUAUCGGACUAUAAGCACGUGCGAAAUUUCAUUUUACUCAGUCUAAGCUCUUUCUACACUUCUGUACCUGAGAUACUGGCAUGUUUUUACAAAUUUUAACGCAUUCUCUUCGUGGUCACAACAGUAUAUACAGUUUUAUCACGAGUAAGUAAAAUAGAGUAAUAUAUUUCGAGAACGUUCAGACAUGUACGUUUAACAGAACGUUUUGUUUUAAGAUUAAAUUAAAAGAAAAAGGUGACUGAGAUACAUAACAUAGAGAAGAUGAAGCCGCUCAAGAAAUUUACCGAGGUACCAGGUUGAAUCGUGAGAUCAACUCUUAUUAGCCAAAACCUUUUAUUUUUUAUUAUUAAAUAUUUUUUAUAGGCUCCACUCGCGGUGCAAAUCACUGACCAAUUAUUUAAUGGUGGCGUGGUGUCUUGCAGGUAACGUAUCAUCAUCAUCAUCGUCGUUAAUUAUCAUAGACAUCCUAUUCAUUAUCAAUAUAAUCAUAUCAUUAUAUUUAGCAAUUAUUCGCCGAAGGCGAAGUAAAUAUUGUUGAAUAAUUCGUCUCGGGGAUUAUUCAACAAUAUUAACUGAGCCUGAGGUGAACAAUUGCUUUAGUAUAUUCACACGAAGUGAUCUCAACAGAAUCAGAAAGGAAACCUUUAAAAAAUAUAUUGGGUGAGUUUGAUUGACGGGUGAAUUCAUGCGUGAACACGAAGCCGUUAAUAGUGGAUGCGCAAAAGUUAGAUCUUUACAGUAUCUUCAAACAUGGCAAAUGAUAGUUUUAAUCUUUCUGUAUCGAUUGUUGUACCUUUAGCAUCAACGGUUUAAAAGAAAACGUCGAAAAUUUAAAUUACUCCCUAAUUCUGAGAAGAAAAGUAGAGCUUUAUUUGUUUUUGUCAACUCACUGUGAAUGAGAAAGUUUUAUUUGUCGCUUUCUCCAAAAUGCUAUCAACAGCGGCUACGAUCAAGGUGAGCGUUGUUUAUCUGUAGUGUUCUUUGCCUUGUUAACUUGCUGGCACUUACAGUUUUCGAAAAUAUUUGCCUUCCUUUUUUCUCCAUAAAUUGACUUCUAUUUAUAGGCAAAAUUGGUCUUGCGAGAAAAUCCCGAAAUCACAAAACAGUAACAAAGAGGCCUCGUUUUCCUCUGUAGUGGGAAACAUAGCUUCGAAAGUACCAAAAGUCAGCUACAGUAAACCACUUCACAAUAAAUUAAAAUCACGCUGUUUAAACACCAUGAAGUCUUUCCCUACCUUGAAAGUCAUCAACACUUGGAAAUUCUUGUAGUUUCAAAAAGCUCUUACUAUGUAACUUUGGCAAAACACCCAGUUCACGACAGCGAUUUUGUUCUACUUUAUAUUCACCGCCUAGCGCGGUGAAUAUUUAACAUUUAUUCCUCGAGCCCGAAUGGGCUCUGAGUCAUUCCGGCUCGAAGAAUAAAUGUUUAGUAAAAUCCAAGUAGUUGGUCAUAAAUUUCGAGAAAAAACAACUUUAGUUAGCAAAACGUGAUUCAGCCGCCAUUGUUUUGGUUUUCAAAGUCGGCGCUUUUCGCUGCUAGUGGGCUAUAACAUAUAGCCUAGUAGAAGCUCAACCAAUCUGAACGCAGCAUUGAUAAUAGACCACUAGUUGGAUUUUGCUAAAACGUCAUAGUCCGAGAUAGCGAGCCAAUCAGAUUGCUUGAAUCACCAAGAUCACUGAGUGUGUACUAAUAUCAUAUUCUCAAAACUGUUGGAUCAUAUUCAUUUACUGAAAAUGCCCUGCAAAAUGCAGGAAAUGGCAUUUGCGACACCCUUAAUUUAAAUGUUUUCUGGGGGAACAUGCCCCAGACCCCCUGGUUUGAAGCGCCUUCAGCUUUCUAACUUUCUUCACGCUGAUUUCUCUCACAUUUCGACCUUGAUUUGCAGUUGGAAUUCGAUAAGUUCUUGUUAGGAUAACAGGGGAUUUUACGCGCGUAAAUACGUAAGGCAAUACCACAACCAUUCCCUAAAAUGUAGCCUAGUGCAUGAUGUCAAUUGUGUUACUGUUUUAUAGAAUUACAAGGGAAAUAAACCCGGUAUCAGCGAAUUUUAGAAAUCUUGAAGAGCAGCAGUUUCUUUUGGGAGCAAUCGGGGAUUUAAACGGUAAGAAAAUAUCUGAUACGUUAAUUAGGAAAUUUAAAGUUUCAAUUUACGAGUUCAUUUUAACUUGUCUUGCAGUUUUUUUUUACUGCAAAAAGGGACCAAAAUUUCCGGUCAUAACAUCAUUAUUCUACAGCCGUUUUAUCAGUUAGAGAAUUGUUAUUAAAGGUGUGCUUACUUCACUGAGUAACUUCUCUUGGAACUUGCCUCGCAUGUUGCAAUGAAACUUCGAUCAAUUAUAGGAAAAAGUAAUAAUUAUGGUACAACGUCUUAUAAAUUAUAAUUGUUGUCGUAUGGAUCAGAACUAGUAGGAUAAUCGCAUUAUGUAACUUGUGCCCUUGAGCUACUGGUGGUUUCACCCAUCUUUGCGAGCCACUCUUUAAAGGCAAGUUUCAAGCUAUAUGACGGUCUUGGCCAAUGUAAACAUUUAUUGGGCACACUACUGACAUCUCUCUAUUUCGGAUAUUCAGUGCUAAACCCGAUAUUGGUGACUGUCUUAGACAGAGUUUACAGUGGCACGUUAGACUUACAAAAGCUUCUGCCUGAUUUAACAAGAAGUGCCACCAUUCCGUUUCGUAUUCAUAGCGGCAGGCGUGUGUCGGCUUCUAGAACAUGUAAGGUCAGGAGGAUCGGCUUCUCUACGAGUAGGCAAAGCAAUGUGUGGUACUUUAGACUUACACGUCAUAGAGCUUCUGCCUGAUAUAACAACAGGUGCCACAAUCGGUAUUCAUAGAUUCUCAGUUUACAUGAAGUAUAAUAUCCUUGAAACGUGUGCCUCGGCUGUGCUCAAGGAAAGCUGUGUUACUUUACAUCACCUUAGCAGGCAGCUUGGAAGAUCGCGAACUAUCAUUUGGUCACCAUUUAGGAGGACUAUUUCCGACUUUCUGGAAAUAAGAAACAUAUCAAAGCGUCAAUGUCAUAUUUGCUUUCUUGCAGAGUCCUUAUGCUUUUAGUUGGGUUCAGUACAGUGUUAAAGAUUAAACAAUAACAGCAGUAUCAAUUACGGCAUUAAUAAUAAUAAUAAUUAUUAGCAUGAUAAUACAGUCGACUCCCGAUAACUCGAACCUUCAAGGGAAAUAAAAAAAAAGGUUCGAGUUAUCGUGAGUUCGAGUUAUCGGGAUCCCGAAGAAAGUAGCCGAGAGUAAGGUAAACAACAGUUUUUAUUGCACAGUGAACAUUUUAAUCACAUUGUAGAAAUGUCAAGUGAAAAGUAAAAGAUACUUCUAGAUUACAAAUCAGAACGUAACGUAACAAAACAUAGCCUAAAUAGAGCAUGCGUUUUACUGUUUUGAGAAGAAAAGCUGCUUCACGUUAGCCUGUGACAAUCAACAUCAGCCUCCACUGGUAAACUAUACUCCGACAAAACGUCAAUAGGAAAUCCAAAAUUCAAUGUUUCGGACGCCCGUAGACGGCUUUUUUCCCGACUUUCUAAGGGCUCAAAACAUGGUUCACCGAGUCUAUUUAUCGAGGGUAAAUUUAUAUAGAAAAAGACCUAAGGGGAAACGAAAAUUGGUUCGAGUUAGCGGGAGUUCGUGUUAUCGAGGGUUCGAGUUACAGAGGGUAAAAUUACAGUAAAUGUAUGACGGAAAUCCAGGGGAAAUCGAUUUUGGUUCGAGUUAGCGCGAGGUUCGAGUUAGCGAGGGUUCGAGUUAUCGGGAGUCGACUGUAUUAAAAUUGAUAAGAACGACGAUGGAAAUUAUCAUGGUACUGAUAAUAGAAAUGGGAAAGAUAAGGAUGGUGAAAGCGAUUACGAUAUAUGGCUUUACAUGAGCUUUUACGUUAUAACAACAGGUGCUACUAUCGCGAUUCAUUCAGCGAGAAGUGCUUCAAGUUCUAGAAUCAACGUCCUGACAAGUGGGGGAGUGGGGAGUGGAGGAACUGUUAUUCCCUCAAGUUCCUCGUCGACGGUACGGUUUUACUUACUUUUUCUUGCUUAAGGUAAAAUAUUCCUACCAUUUGAAAUGAAUGGGCAAUAACGAAAAUAAUUGCUGUAAUAAUAAUGGUACAAAUGAUAACAGCACAACUUCAACUCAGAUGAAUAGGUAAAAAAGAGAAAGAACGUACUUUAGUAGAGUUUGGUUGCUGUUUAUAUUAUAGCAAGCAUAUAGCAAGUGAGAACAGAAAUAAGCAUGUGAGAUUUUUAGCGCCCCUUCAAAUCAGAGGCACUAAAUAAAAAGAGAAAAAAUUGCUCCAGUAGGGUUUGGUAGCUAGUUAGUCGAGCUUGCUUUAGCAGAGCGAGACUUUAAAAAUGCAGGCGUUUCUUUUUUUUUCUUUGUCUGUCAGCACCAAAUAGUAGGCCAGGCGUUCCUAGUGGAGAGCUUGGAAACUGAAGAUAAAAUUCUUGACGACUUUCAUUGUAUGCAAAUGAAUCUCGUAAUGAGCAUGCUGUUUAUUUUCAGCGAUGACUGAAAUGACGCAUAUAGGUUGAUCACGUUUUCGCUGUUUGGCAAUGAUGUAAUUUUCUCCGAAUCGAGGCCCUUGAUUUUCGUGUAAUUAUGCACGACAUGCACGCGUAUUAAAAAGUAAAUAUUAUGAGUAGGAUAAGAAAAUAUUAUAGUGGGAAAAUUCUGUUUCGCGGUGUAUUGAGGCGUUACGUUUCUCAGAAUAUUGUCGCAAUUACUGAGACGCUACGGUUAAAUAGAUUCACUUUGUUGUAUGUAUUUGAUUGAUAGAUUUUCUGUUAUAAAUACUUAAGAUAACAAUGAUUUAAACUUUAAGUACAACUACCCGCCUGACGCUAGUGUAUGUGUCACGGAUGUGUUUAUACGGGUAGCUUUGUACUUGACUAUCACGUACUCUAGUUGCAGCACUUCAUGUCUAUAGAAUAGAUAUCUCAUAUCGAACUUUUCCGGAACGGUACAGGAAUUCUAUCGCUUGAAAGCGUUGAUUACAUUGGAACAAGAUAUUACUUCAGUGGUCGAAAAAAAAAGAUUAAUCUUUUAAAUGAGCAAAACUUCGAGGUUUACUGGGAAAUCAGGAUCAAGGAUCGAGGAUUGAGGAUCGGGGAUAAGUAAAUAAAUCGUGGAUCGUGGUGAUGUGGGCCGUCGACUGUAGAUACAUUUCACAUAACAUAACCCCGUUCGCUGUACUGAACACUAAAUUUAAGUAAAAUACUCCGAGUCUGACUGAGUCAGUAAUCGUUUGAACGAGAAAGUCAAAUUUUUCUGGAAAAUGAAACACUUUAUCCCAGUGAUACUGUGAUAAAAUGCAUGCUGUGUACAGCUCUGAACAUUGCACUCUGAGACUGUACGGAGAUAUUAAAAGAAGAUACUGACUAAGCAGCUAUGGAAAAUGCAAUUACUUUCAAGCGACUUUGAUAUCUUAAAAAACGGACAACAAAUUCAACAGGAAUACGCGCGAACUGAAUUAACUGUCAGUUGUAUAAGGUUCCGCAAAACGUACACAUUUUUCCUGUGCUGAACAUAUACUUUAUUAUAUACAUACUGAGAAAUACUCACCAAAAAGCUAUGUCGUAAAUUUUCGUACGCAAAUUAGUUCUAGCCAAUCAGAGUUGCGAACGAUGGUUUUCACACGUGAAAAAAAUGAUACGUCCAAUCAGAAUCGCGAGCGAUGUUUUUUCACGUGUGAGAAAAAUGAUACGUCCAAUCAGAGGCGACAGAGGUGUGUGAGUUUCGCGCCAAAAUUCCCGCCUUUUAUUGCAACUUGCGGCGCCGCUUCGCACACAUUCAACGAGAAAAGUUUUACUCAAAGAGUUUUUCUCGCUAAAAAAGUGAAAAACAUUUUGGAAAUGGAGUGGAAUAGUUUCGUUUGUGUCACUGUCGAUAAAGAAAACGGCAGAGAGCCGGCGAAACAACAGCGGAAAGGGAAAAACAGAACGAGACGUAAGCUUUUGUUGUGCUUUUUGUCGGAGCUACUUUGCCUUUCAUUUAAGCUUAAGCUUAUAUUGAAACCGGCCAUUUUACUUAAAUUCACUCAUUUUCAAUUGUGCAUUGACAACAAACAGUGAAGAUCACUUAUAGUUCUUGGAUUACCUCAUAUCCUUACCGUCAUUUAUGUUGUUAACAAACGUUUUUACUAAAAAGCUGAUACUUCGUUUUCGUUGUCAUUUUGCGGCAAGUGUGUAGCGGCAAAUAAGCAUUUUUGAAAGAUUUAAAAUAAAAAGGCCGCCAAAAUGAUGAAUGUCUCGGUAUGUAUAUAAUAAACACAAUACCAUAUGGAAAGUGCUUUGUACGGUAUUUACGCACUCGUUGUUUUUGUAUCAGAAAUCUUACUCGUUCGCUGCGCUCACUCGUUCGAUUUCUGAUUCGUCAACAACUCGUGCGUAAAUACCGUACGACAGCACUUUCCAUGAAGUAUUCUCUAUAUACCGAGACGUAUCUUGGUCCGCUACAUAGAAGCUAUAUACAUAUACAUUAUACUGAUAAAAAAUCAUUGUUCAAUUUUUUGAGCGUAAAAUCCCAAUGUGUUAAAUGUUGUCCAAAAUACCUCUUGAGCUCGCGAGUUUUAUAUGAGGGUACCAAUGAGGUUAACAGUUAACUGAUACUUGGCCAAAAAACAAUAGUUAGCUGAUAUUUGGCCAAAAAAUUGGUGGUUAACUGAGAAAUGAAAAGGUAACAGUGACAUCCUAUUAACUAUACUGAAUAAAAUCGUCGAUGUUAAUUGUGAUGAACAAUGAACAUUCAAUCAAAGAGAACUUGAUUACGUAAUUAAGCUUAGUUUUGUUUUGAUUUAGAUAAGAUACGUUUCUGUUCUGUUUCAUUUAUCGAGUUUUUACGCCCCUAUUUUCUUGUACUAUUGUUCACAGUUUGAAUCAAUUACGUAGUUAACCAUUCCUGUUUUCUAACCGGUUUUACAACUGUACACGUGAAUUGUAGUCUUAUCAGAGAACGCCCCUUUAGUUUUUGGGGAGUUGGAGUUAGGAGAUCUACGGAGCAACGUCGGAGUUUUCAGAGCGGUUUUAUCUUUUUCGGAGUUACGUAACGUUGGAGUUUCUCUAGCCCUUAAGACAGGAUCAGACGUAAGUUUCAGCUUAUUGUAUUUAGUUUUCGUUUUCCUUUCAAUUUUGCUUCUUUUGUAAUUAGCCUCAGCCCCUUUUUUGAUCUUGUACAUUGUAAUUUCCCCUUUUAGUUUUCACCGCAUGUGUACAAUAAUUCAGACGAGUUGGUGAUCGUAUUAAAUGCUGUUGAGUCAACUUGUGCUGUUAAAUUUUAUACUGUGGUUGACACUUCCCGAUCUCCAGUGCACAACAUCCCGUGUCCGCUGCACUGGGUACGCGACAUUAAUGAAAGCAACAAAGGUUUUCAAACAGCAAAGCUUUCUUGUGACAUUUAUCUGCCCUGCUGAUGACCCGGUGAUAUGGCGGCAUUAACUGAUAAAAUUAUGUGCAAAAUAUACCAGGGUCCUACUAGCUAAACAGAAAGCGUCAGUCAUAGCGCUGGUUGUAGACAAUUCAACGAAUAAUUCAUAUUCUUAUGUUAACAAGAUUUCUGUUUUCGGGGAAAAAAAAACAUUGUUUUCACGGACCCAAAAGAUCGUCAUAUUAAACAUAAUUUACUACCCAGAGAAAAAAGACGUGACUAUUGUUCAGUUAGACCUUGGAAAGAAGAACAUUCUGAUGGGGCAGAAAAUCAGCAUCUUUUGUUUACGUACUGGAAUUUACACAAACAAGCAACAAUUUUUUGUAACUGAUGUUGCAGUUUUAGCUAUUAAGCUCGUGUUUAAACCAGUCUUUGUGAAACAGUUGCAUUAAAAUUUCUGAAACCUUAAGCUUUGGAUAUCUUUAUGACCUUUUGAAAUAAACGAAAAGGCACGCCUUCGAAAAAGGUAACAUACAGACACGCGAUAAAGAACUUUGACAAAGUCUGCGUGUAUGAACGCGAGGGAUGAACAAACAGCAACUGAAAACGUCAGGUGCUGAUGUCUUAUCCUCAAGGGAAAAAACUCAGAACCUCACCUAAAUCAUAAUCCAGUCCCUAAUUGCCCUAUCAAAGAAACUAGACUUGUAUUUCCCGAUGUGGAGGGUUGAAUUAACUUCCCAGGAUUACACUAGUGCUGGCUAGUGAUUCUUUCCUAAAACUCCUUUAACCCGGGUGCGACCCACUACCCCUGUAAAACUGAAACGGCUCCUUCAAAAAGAACAUACAUGUAUAUUUGAAAUCAUAUUACUAGUGAUCUUUUCCUUUUCAGCCGGCCACCACUAUGCAACAAGGAAGCUUUAGGUUUCCAGAUAAUUGCCCAGAUGCAGACUGCGAUUUUCUUGUGAAUUACCAAGCCUCUGGUGAUAACAGUGUGGUUUUUGAACUAAGAGGCAGAGGAAACUGGGCAGGAGUGGGAUUUAGCGAUGAUAACCAAAUGGUAAGUAACCUUAGCCUGUAGAAUCGAUUUAUCUGUAGAGGCGGACGUACGGACGCAGGGAAGGACAGUUACGUGAUAAGCAUCUCAAAUCCAUUAAUGAAAAGAGCUACAGGUUGUUUUAUAAGAGUGUGCCAAUUGAUUGGACGCACUCGCGGUUAGUAGUUGAUAAUUUGUCUUUUUAACGCUAACAGUUAAUUGGUUUUCUCUUCUGCAGUUAACCGAAACUAACAUAACAAAAGUCAGUUGUUCCAAAAUUUCAAAAUAUUCAUUUUGAUGGUCCCAAAAUCACUUUUAUUUGUAGGUCUCUUAGGACCUUUCCCGGAUAAAAAAAGAGGCUACAGGCUACAUCAUGCAGCCAUGCGGCCGAAUCACAUGAAGUCCCAGCAUUCGAUCGACCCUCUCUAAAUGGAAUGUUUUGUUUAAAACAGUCAACAUUUUUUAAGCACUAACUAGUAACAUUUUUAUUUUUUUUUUAUGCCCAACUAAUAAUAAUUUUAGCCUUGUUAUGGCCCUCUCCAAACUCUUGCCUGAGUUUUAUCUCGCUUUUCAACAGCCUGAUACAGACAUACUUAUUUGCGCCAGUGAUACCUCACUAAGUGGCCAUUACUACGCAACAGAUAGAACAACACCAGCAAGGACAGUUCCAGUAAGUCAUUUGCCUUUUUUUUUUUUUUUAUUAUUGGCGAUAUGGCCUUCGGAACGUUGCUAAACAUCAUAAUUGAAGUUCGUUUUUUUUAGUUUUCUUGCGCCCUUGCCUUUAAUUAGUUUACCAUGUAGUUAUCCCAUGGUAGUGCGGCUGCCAUCUUCUUUGCUCCUCUCUGAUUCCAAAGCUUAUCACCAUAAUCGUUUUUUCUUACGUUUCUAUGAGAUAAUAAGCACAUGCGAAAUUUUCAUUUUACUCAAGACGUUGAAUUCUACACUGUACCUGAGAUGCUGGCAUGUUUACACGCAUUCUCUUCGUAGUCACAACCUUAUAUACAGUUUUAUCACGAGUAGGUAAAUAAAGUAAUAUGUGUCUUGAGAACGUUCAGACAUGUACGUUUAACAGAACGUUUUGUUUUGAAAUUAAAGAAAGAAAAAGGUGACUGAGAUACAUAAAAUAGAGCAGAUGAAGCGACUCAAGAAAUUUAUCGAGGUACCAGGUUGAAUAAUCAGUUCAAUUCACAUUUGCCAAAACUUUUUAAAAUUUAUUGUUAAUUUUUUUAUAGACUCCACUUGCGGUAGAAAUCACUGACCAAUCAUUUAAUAAUGGCGUGGUGUCUUGCAGGUAAGUCAUCAUCAUCGUUGUCGUUAGUUAUCAUAGACAUCAUCAUCAAUAUAAUCAUCAUCAUGUAUGUUAUCAUGUUCUCAAAACUGUUGGAUCAUACAAAAUGCCCUGCAAAAUACAGGGAAUGGCAUUUUCGAAAUCCUUAAUUUGAUUUUUUUCCGGGGGAGCAUGCCCCAAGACAACGUAGUUUUUGAGCUUCUUCGGCUCCCUAACUUUCUUCCAGUGCGUACACCUUCUAAACUUCAUCGGUUUCGCCCCUUCUUCGCAGUUGGAUUUCAAUAAGUUUUUGUUAGGAUAACAGGGGAUUAUCCUAGUCGACUGGAUUAGUGGUGAUUUUUUUAAUCGCCAAUGGAGUUACGAUGAUACGACCAUUUAAGACAUCUUAAACAGAAAAAAACACCUCCCUCAUUCACUUGCUUCAAGCCUAAUUAAGCCAAAGACAGUCUACGAGGUCGUCAAAAAGGGAACUCUUUUAUCCUAUUGGCCACUCCAGAAAAUACCAUAACAUACCAUAAUGCUUUUUGAUUGUCGCCCCAAAGUUUUGCAUAAGCAUUGUCUUCAGUUUCUCUUGGGAGUUAAAAUGGCCCCAAGAGAAACUGAAAACAAUGCUUAUGCAAAAUUUUGGGGUGACAAACAAAGAACAUUAUGGUAUGUUAUGGUAUUUCUGGAGUGGUCAAUUAUCUUGUAUUUUACGCUCAUAAAUUAAAACGUAUGAUACUAAGUGAAUGACACUAGCAUUGCCCCAAAAAGUCAAGCCUUGUGAUGUCAGUUGUGCUUCUGUUUUGUAGAAUUACAAGGGAAGUAAACCCGAUAUUAGAGAAUUUUAGAAAUCUUGAAGAGCAUCAGUUUCUUUUGGGAGCAAUCGGUGGUUUAAGCGGUAAGAAAAUACCUUAUACGUUAAUUAGCAAGUUUUUAAAGUUCUAAAUUACGAGGUUACACGAUGAGAUACAUUUUAACUUGUCUUGCAUUUUUUUGCUGCCCAAAAGGCACCAAAUGUCCGGUCAUAACAACAUUAUUUUACAGCAGUUUUAUCAGUAAGAGAAAUUUUACUUUAGGGGUGCUUAAUUCGCAGAGUGACUUCUCUUGGAACGUGCUUCGCGUGUUGCAAUAAAAUUUCGAUCAAUUAUAGAAAAAUGGAAUACUGAAUUCUCGUACAUGACCCGCUUAUUAAUUAUGGAUAUUGCCGUAUAGAUAAGAAAUAGUAGGAUAAUCUCAUUAUAUAGCUUGUCAGCUUGGGCUACUGGUGGUCUCGCCUAUUUUUGCUUGGAAAGUUUCAAGCUAUUCAAAUGUCUUGGCCAAUGUGAACAAUUAUUGGGCAAACUGUCAUCUCACUAUUUCGGACAUUCAGUGUUAAACCCAAUAAUGACUGUCUUAGAGAGAGUUUACAGUAGUACGUUAGACUUACAAAAGUUUCGGCCUGUUUUAACAACAGGUGCCACCAUCGGCACUCAUGGACAGGCAUGUGUCGGCUUCUAGAGCAUGUAAGGUCAGGAGGGUCUGCUUUUCUACGAGUAGGCAAAGAAAGAUGCAUUAAAAUUACUUUGUGAACCAACUUCCGAGUUUCCCGCUACAUUUUUGUUGCAAAAAAAAGGCUCUUAAGCGAAACUAUUUUUGCCAGAGAUAAUUGCAAGGAAAACUCAAUUCUGGAGUGGUACAUUGAGCAGUGUCUCUUGAAACUUGUCUCGCAGCUGCAGCCCAGCACAACUGCGAUGAAAUAUGAAACAUGUUUGUGGGACGUGAUAAGGGAGGUCUGUUGGAGAAGCACGUCCCCUCGUGUGAAAAAAUGUUUCUCCUCCAUAAUGCGUGGAAUGCAACUCGUAAAAUUUUUGCAUCAAGAAGCGGGGACAAAAUAACCUAGAUUGUCAGUAUAAAUGAAGUAGAAUAUCCUUGAUACGUGACCAUUAGCGUGUCUCGGCCUUGCUCAAGGAAAGCUGUCUUUCUCUACAUCACCAUAACUGGCAGCUCGGAAGAUCGUGAACUCUCAUUAAUUUGGUCACUAUUUGGAAGCGCUAUUUCAGACACUCUGGAAAUAAGAAACAUAUACCGCCAAUAUCAUAUUUGCUUUAUUGCAGAGUCCUUUCAGAGUACAGUACAGAGUUAAAGAUUAAACAAUAACAGCAGUAUCAUUUACGACAUUAAUAGUUAUUAUUAUUAUAAUGAUAAUAUUAAUUGAUAAGACUGAUAAUAGAAAUUAUCAUGGUACUGAUAGUAGAAAUGGAAAUGAUAAGGAUGGUGAAAGCGAUUGAGAUAUAUGCCUUUACAUGAGCUUUAACGUUAUAACAACAGGUGCUACUAUCGGGAUUCAUUCAGAGGGACGUGCUUCAAGUUCUAGAAUCAACGUCGUCCUGAGAAGUGGGAGACUUCCCUCAAGUUCCUCGCCGACGGUACGGUCUGACUUACUUUUUCUUGCUUAAGAUCAAAUAUUCCUGCCAUACGAAAUGAGUGGGCAAUAUCGCUGAAUAAUGACUGUGAUAAUAAUGGUACAAAUUAUCACAGCACCACUUCAACUCAGAUGCACCGGAUAAAAAGAGAAAGAGAUUGCUUCAGUAGAAUUUGGUAGGUUUUUUAUAGCAAGAAUAUAGUAAAUGAGAAUGGAAAAACGCACAUGAGAUUUUGAGCACCUCCUCAAAUCAGAUGCACUGGAUAGUAAAAAGAGAAAAAAUUGCUUCAGUAGAGUUUGGUAGCUGUUUAUACUAUAGCAGGCAUAUAGCAAAUGAGAACAGAAAAAAGCAUGUGUGAUGUUUAGCACCUCUUCAAAUCAGAUGCACGGGAUAAAAAUUAAGAGAAAAAAGUGCUUUAUUAGAGUUUGAUAGCUAGUUCACGUUAUAGUAAGCAUAAUGAAAUCGAGAAGCAUACAAUUGUAAGAUUUCCAAUAUGUUAAAUGUUCCGAAAAGCCAUAGGCGUGCGGGAAACUUUUUACCAGGGAGGGGGGGGGGGGGGAGGGCGGUAAACCGCUUGCUCAAAAAUAUCUCGCAAGUUGCCCAAAUUUUUACGAAAGAGUCGAAAAGAAAUGAGGGCCAUAUUGCAACAACAUAGGCCGUCCUGGCAUAUGAAGGUGGCUCGAUACAGUUUUUCAGGGUCAAUACCAAGUCUGAGCAUAAACUACGUCGCCAUAAACAAACAUUUGGAAAAAUUGCGACUACAGCUAGGGUUGCAAUGACAUCGGAGUUGUCAUAGCAACGAAAUGACUCCAUUACCUAUUUUACUUCAGUAAUUCAAACUGAGAGUUCAGUAGUCAGCCACUUCUUCAUUUUCAUACCCACUGCUAAUGCUAUCUCCCAUACACUGUUCUUCGAGUGGAGAUGAUUCUAGAAAGUUAUGCAAAAGUAUAUUUUAAUCAAUUCACGACUGGAAAUAGCCCAUUCCAGGUAGUGCAGUGCAGUAUAGUGCCCAACAAAAAAAAAAACUGCAAAUAUGUAAAUUACUCAUCACGCCGACUUCAGGUUAAUACUCAGGUCUUCAAAAUAAUUAUAUAAACAUGGAGACGUCUCUAAAAACUGGCUUUGCCCAAAUUUUCUCUCGCUGCCCAAAAAAUCUGAGUGCCCAAAAUCUGGGGGGGCUGCAGCCCCCCUUGCCCCCCCCCCCCGGCCCGUACGCCUAUGCGAAAAGCUCCUGACGUCGCGAGUUUUAUAUGCCACGCGGCUACCAACCCUGCCAGUAAGACAAAAACAGUACAUUCAAACUAAGAUAUAAAUUUUGAAACACGUGUUACAAAUGAAUUAUUCAUCUUUAUUCUCUUGCUUUAACUCUCCACCUGGUUUAUUAACGUAACACAGCUUCGAGGCUCUCCAGACUAAAAUACAUGCCUAAUAAAUGUUAUCGAAAAUAAAUGGGAAAUAGGUGUUCUACUCCUGUUUAUUACUGACAAUGAGAUCGUUUUCGAAGGCUCUCUCAGGAUAAAUAGACUGCCUACUAGAAUAGCUACUUAUUUUUACAAGUUAAACGUGCGAUGUUUACCGGUAACCAUGGAUUUAACAAGCAUCACAUGGCUUCAUAGGGGGCAUCAAUUGAAAAGAAUCACAUAGGAAUGUGCUUUAGUUACAGAGAAUGCUUGUGCUGGCGUAGCCUGCAUGAGAACCCGUCCUACAUUCUCGACGCGAACAACGAUUUUCCCGCUAUGAAAAUGAAACCCAUGCAUGGUAGCGUCACGAAAUGUCGGCUGACUUUUCUCGGGCUAGUAUAACUGUGCCUUCGUACCUUUUUUUGGUAAUAUACUGACGAAGAACUACACCAGGGAAGUCACUAACGCGAAGGAGGUUUGAAAAUCUGAUCCGAGCUUGAAAUUUCUUUUAGAAUAUCGCACAUUAUAUCAAACGCUUGAAUUGUGAAAUCUGAUAUCCAGAAAUUACGAAAGCUUUCGGUACACGUUUUGACUGUCAAUAUACCUUUUUUAGAUGCAUACAUUUGUGUUUUUACCCUGCGAACAGAGUCUUCUUCGAUCUUCCUAGAUAAGCCUCUCCUAGGUGAGUCUUUCCCGACUCAUUGAGGAAAGAUCGAAGCCACUCUGGAACGGGGUAUCGUGUUUUUUGUGGACCCACAUAUAGAUGUUCGCUGGCAGGUAAAAACACCACAUCUCUGUUUCAAUAUUUCUUGGUGUUCACAAAAUUUUUUUGAUGCCGUUAUUUCCUUACCUUCUUAAUUAACAGAAUGCUGGACCGCAUCCAUUUCUUGGUAUUUUUACAAUCGCAUUAGCGCUUAUUCAGCUGAUCAUGGCAGCACUCAGACGUCAUCCUUGAGAACCCAAGUAAGAUUAAACUCUUUAUACAGCAACGAUGCGUGAUAAGUCCCGAAGUUAAUAACACUUUGUUAAUGCGAGAAGAUUGAAUCCAUGAGUCAUUUAAUCAGUAGGUGGUAAAUAAUCGUCUAACUGUAAGCGUGUCCCUAAAUAGCACUGUUGUUAGCUGUGACUGACGUUUGGGCAAAGUAUAAAUGGAGUCACAAAAUGAGUUUAUCACGUCAACUCAACGAACACUACUAAGGGCCUGUUUACAUGGAGGUGGGGGACCCCAGGUAGGUGAAGUAACCCGCCAGUCCAUAUAUUCUCUCAUUUCAAUUUGAUCACGUCUACAUGAUAGGUGAGGUGACCCGCCAAGGCGGGUAGCCCGGUCUGCCAGACCGGGUAAUCCUCUCAGCCGGGGUCAAAUUUUGCCAUGUAAGCGUUUCAAGGUGGGGUAACCCGCCUAGCCGGGUUCGGAUUCAUGAUACGUCAAAUUCGCGCAAAAUUCACUUUGGCUAUGGCUUUGCAUCAUUAUUAAAGGUAACAAUAUAAUGAAAAAGAACUGAAGGUUGCAGCAAGAGCAGUAAGUGAGUGUAAAAGAGCAUUAAUCGCCAAAACACGUGGUUUGCCAGCAUUUUUCUUGUUUACGAGCUUAGCGACGAUUCAAUAAUCUUGAGAAAGUGCACCCCGGGAUGGCGAGAUUGGAAGACUGCAUGUAAAGGAGGGUUAUUGUUUUACCCCACCUAAGCGGGUUAGCUCACCUACCUAGUUUCCCCCACCUCCAUGUAAACAGGCCUUACAUAGCAAAAUCUGAGUGCUAGGUUAAACGUCAGUACCUACUACAAUAAUUCUAAAACCAGAUGCUGGUUCAAAUAAUGCAAAGACUGUAACUUUUGGCCUUAUUUAACAAAGUUUAGAAAUAAGAUCAAUUUUCAAAUCUUAAUUUGAAUCGAUCGAUCAGGGCUUGCACAGUCUUGAAUUUUAGGAGAAGUCCUUUAAAAGUCCUUGAAUUCCAUUUCCUUAAAAAGUCCUAGAAUUUUCUUCAGAUUUGAAUGAAGUGGCCCAGAAAGGGUGGCCUGGUUGUCCAAGACAAGAUAUAAAUCAUUGCGUAGAGAAGUUAAAGGUGAUUUACAUCAAGCUUUUUUUUUGGCUUGAUGCAAGAGGUAACUAUCAAUUUAAGACAAGUGCUGAAAAAUUUAGGGAAGUUGGUGAAGCAAACAGUUCAAGCCUUAAAGUCCUGUGCAUUUUUGUACAAUCUGUGAAAUUACAUUCCAGAUAGGUGGUCCUUGAAAGUGAAAUGUGGUCUUUGAAAAGUCCUCGAAAAGUCCUUAAAAAAUGGUUGCAAUUUUUUGUAUAAACCCUGGGGAUAAAUACAUUAAUCAAUAAAAACAAAGAUACUAGUAACUGAUGCCGGAUAAUUUCUCAUUGAAUCCACUAUUGUUAUUCCACACAAUUUCUCACUUUCUUUGUUGCCUUUUUUUUUCAGGCAAUGUGUCAUACAACUGCCAUUUCUGUCAAAGUGUGGAGGAAAUACCAGCAUUAAAUUCCAACGAGGGGAAAAAACAUUUUUUGGAACAUUGGUUGUUGCUAGUCUGGCUUAUAAAUACUGCCGAAUAAUUCGUGUGCAUCUUCGAAAUAUACCUUGAGGUUAUAUUUUAUUCUAUGAAAGUAUUUUCUUGUAACAUUGCGCAUGUUAAACUGUCAGCGGAUUCAUUUUUUUUCUGUCAUUUAAAAAACUGCGAUGUUGUACAACCUGUAUAACUGACAUGGCUCUUAAAUGUCCUUGAGCACUGUUGUUAUUGGGAAUUUUUUUUGAGGGGGGAUUUCCGAUAAACCGUCAAACCGCUCUUGCUUAGAUUGUCUUUGGUGAAAUUAGAGAAAAAAAUUAAAAGCAUUUAUUUGAAAUAAAACAUUUCAAACUAGGCUAAAAACCUUUGAAAGAUGCAGUAGGUCAGAAUAUCAUUUAAAAAAGGAGUGACAAAAUAUCAAGAAUCCAAUGCAUUUUUUUACGUUUGCUAUAAUUUUUAUUUCAUGCCUUUUUAAACACUUUUCAAACUUACCCGAAUUUUGCUGCUUAUAUUUCAGGGUUGGGUUAUGAUCAUUUCGCUGACCAUUAGGUCCAUUGGCGUAGACAAUGAAACCAAAACUUGAGACUCUACAGCUGUGCAUUUUUGGUUGAGGUUACAAUAUGAUUUUGACAAAGAUGAAGAGCUUUAAACAACCAAAAUACGCAGAAAAAGCUUAUAAUAAGUUGAAAUGUAUAGUUACUUUUUCAUCAGUCAAUAAUAUCAAAUCACGGCCCAGUACCAAAUGCAUGGCACGCAGCUACUGAACUGACCAUAUACCUUCCUCUGACAUCGUUGCGUCAAAAAUUGUUUGAUUUUUUUUUAAACGAGGGAAUGUCUCUACAAUAUAACAUAAAAGAGUGUGGAGAGUGACUCCUAAAUUAUGCCUUGCAAGGUGGUAUCUACAACAGCAACAGCAACCAAUUAAGAUGACGAUUUUAUUAUCGUUACAAUUCAGUUCUGAGUCAUUUUCGUGGGUUGGGUAUUUAAACUUUCAUCAAAGGCUUUCACCUCCGAAAUUUCCUUAUGCUUAGUUUCACUCAAUAAAGAUUGAGCCAAAAGUCUUUACGUUUUCUAAUGAACCUUCGUUUAUUUGCCGGUGUGGUUACUUGGGGAUGUUCAUAGCUGAAAUUAAAUUGACAGUAUCCACGGAACAUGCAAAUAAUAAUAAUCAUAAUAAUAAAGCUGCUAAAUCAUAUUAAAACGAGUAAAUGACCUUACUUGCCUUUAUUCUUUAGCCUUGCUUCUGUUUGAUGGUUAUUUAACAAUUGAUGAACGAGGCUCAGUAUCUAAUGAAAAAUUAUGGAAAUCUCGGACGGUGUUGUCCGACGAGGCCUAACACCCUCCGAGAUCUCCAUAAUUCUUCAUAUGAUACGAAAGCCGAAUUCAAUAAUUGUUUUAUUAUUCAUUGAAAAUAAUUCCUAGUUUAAAAACAUGGCUAAAACAUGCUUACCUCCAUCGAACCAUUGAUGUUAAGUUCAUCUUCGAUAAUGCACGUAUAGGGUUGUUCAGCCCCGCAAUAUUCUCCAAAUGGCAGAUGUCACCCUUCGAGUUGUCUUCUUGCUGUUCUUGCCAUGUUAGUAGCUAUUAUUUCGCCUAGUUCUUACUCUUAAAACGAGUGGAAUGUCCGCCAUUUAUGUUUUCACAACCAAAACAACUCAACCUGGUCCCCAGUUCUUCCCGGUUAACGGUGCAUUAACCUGCAAGAAGGCUGCAUUUUUGACGUCAUCGGUUCUUUAAAUGCAAAAUUCUUCCAAAUUUGGUCAUCAGUAGCUGGUUAUGGUGAAUCAUGCGUGUGCUUUUAGCUAAUCAGAAUCGGGGAAAUAUUUUGAAUGAAUAACAAUUAACAGUUAUUCUUUGAAAUCGAGGUGAAUUGUGGCUAAAUAUUUACCGAGCCGCGAAAGCGGCGAGGUAAAUAUUCCCAAAGCCACUAUUCACCGAGAUUGAAAAGAAUAAUUGUUUUAGUAUAUGCACACGAAGUGAUCUCAACAAAAUCAGAGAGGAAACCAUUAAAAAGUACGAAAACUUGUCGAAACGGUUAUUAUGAGUAGUGGGAAUUCAAGGUUUUCGCGGAGGUACUGUUUAAAAAAAAAAAAAAAAAAAAAGAGAACUGUUCGGCUAUUUAGGGCUAUGCAAGAUUGUGAAGGGCUACGUAGAGUUGUAUAGGGCUAUCUAGGGCAGUGUAGGGCUAUGCAGUUCGAUGCAAGGCUGUCGAGGGCCAUGUAGGGCUGACUACGGCUAUGUAGGGCUAUGUAGGUCUAUGUAUGGUAUUAUAAAGGUAUUAGAAACGAUUCUUUCGAGUUCCCUAGCGAUUACAGGGUUGCAUUUAUCCCUCUAAAAUCAUUUGCCUCUACAGGAACAUCUACCUUAGACAAAGGGUUGAUAUUUUCUUUCCUCUAUGACCGUGGCCAAGUUUUGUAUAUAGAUAUAGCCUGUUCCAGGCUCCGUGAUAGUCGCGCCCGCUAAAUUGAAAACGCGCGAACACGAAAAUAAAACGGGAGGAAACUGGGGAGAGCAGGGGCUGUGGAGCUCUCUCUCCCUUCAAUUUUCCUUUUUCCCGCCGCCAACUUUUCGUGUGCCCUUUACUUUAGCUUCUUCCCCACUAUCUGAGAGCCUGGAAAAGGCUAAUAUAGGUAGGGAACGGUUCUGUAAGGUCUUAACGACUGGAGUUAAAAUAGCCGCAUAUUCUUUCCACACCCACUACGAAAUGGGGUCCGGUCCCGUAGCAGUUUUUCUGAUUCAAGACAGAAGGUUGAAAACUUGAGAGGUUCUGAGUUGGGCAUUUGGUUAUUAUCUAGUUGAAUAGCUGCAGGCUUGAUCUAGCCAUCAUCAUAGCAAAGUUUACCAAAAUAUGUAUUCAGGCCAUGCGCGAAGUCCUUUAUUUCUUCUAUGUGUAAGCACAGCGACUUUCCGCCACCAGGUCCGCGAUCCCUUUUUCGUGCCCUUUACCAAAGCUAUACGAUUUUCUGAGAUAUUCAGGGGGGCACCCAACGUCAAUUUUCGGAAAAUAUCUGUUCGGAAGACGAUUUGAGAUCUAGAAUUUUCGGAACAUUUGUUGUAAAAUUUCUUGCUUGCCUGCCUCUCCUAGGAUUUUCGAACAUCUAAAAACUGGUAUAAUUGCUCAUUUUUAAAGGAUUUUUUCUGGCUGAAAGUUUUGAUCCCUAUAAUUCUCAGAUCAGUACUGACUUUCAGCUAGGAAAUCCGAACAGAUGAAAAAUUUUUAGGGGAUAAAAAUAUGCCUAUAUCUACCGUUUAACUACUAAAACACGUUUAACAAUGCUAUGUUUAAGUGGUUUUGAAGUAUAUUCUCGUUAAGCGCCUCUGGAUAUUCUUGUCAAACUUAUCAUUAAGAACUUCUAAAUAAAUCCGUCCGCCCUGCGGGCUUGUAGUCUGGCUUUUUUCUUGAUCAAUACUUUGACAAAUGAACACAACCAAGGUGGGUCUCUCAAAGACAUUCUGACAGUUUUUGUGGGAAAACAUAGUUCCAUUAAACAAUGCAUGGAUCAGACUACGAGAACUUAUCGGCAGAAUCCACGUUUUCACACAUAUUCACACUUCUUCCAAGGGUUUUUGUUGGAAUGCAAUCUUGAGGUGCUCUCUAUAAUUGCGCGUUGUGUAUUUAAAUCUCACAGGUUAAAUUUAAUACCUGGUGGCAAAAUAACUCCCUUGUGAUCUGUUUUGAUUUACGCAGCAAUAGGGUCACAGUUGGAGAAUACAAUUGCUUUGUUGGUUAAACAGUUAUCUAGAAUAUGUGUCCCUCUAGUUAGGAAAUCAACUAGGACUUUCAGGCCGGAUACAUCAGUCAGUCUAUCGAGAUUUAAUCGAUUGAGAUCGCCACCACACACAAAUAAACCUUCGGGAUUUAGUUCCAAGAAAUCGUCCGCCAUAUCAUCACUUAAAUGAUCGAUAAGGUCCGCUUCCAUGUAGUUAGGUGGUUUUAGGUCGAUGAUAAAUUCCACACAUAAGCAUUUUAUGGCCCGAUGGGAGUCAAUUUAUACAGCUAUUUCGAGAAAGGUUGUUGGAAAAAGUUCACGCAACAAUGCCGAAAGGUAUUGUGGGUAGUUCUGAGUUCACUGUUCUUCAACGAAAUUUGAAAGAAUGGCACGAGACUAAGGUCAUGUACGUAUGUUUGGAGUACUAAAGGAAAGCAACAAAAGUAUUUUCGACAGCUACAGUGUCAGGAAUGUCAGGAACAGUGUAUUGAUCAUAUCCCAUAUUACCCUUCGGGAUUGUCGCGUGCACAUUUUUUUCGACAUCCUUUCUCGAAAUAGCCGUAUAUGAUAAUGCCUGAGCUCCGAGCCCUUCUUAAAAAGAAUGACCUUGUUCUGCGCGCUCGGUCAUUAUUUUUUAAGAAGGCAGAGGAGCGAGGGCAUUAUCCGAUUUAAUGCACCUUUCCAUUGUUUUAGAACCAGCAGGUCAUUUUUGUGGCCACUGAAAUGGAGCAGUAGGUUAUUAUUCGUAAUAAUGACCUCCUGUUCCAUGUCAGUGACCUGCCCUUCCAUUUAUUGAAAAUAAUAACCUAUUCAAAACAAUGGAAAGGUCCAUCAAUGAGGCUUAGACACUCGAACUUUUCUGAUCUUGUAAUGUUAUUAACUAUGAUGUUAUUCCUUGUGUACAUAACUACUCCUCGUCUCCUUUCUGCCGCUUAUCGUUGUCGAACAAAUUUCUGAUUGUAUCGUGACAUCUGUGCUCUAAGAGACAAUGCUGUUAAGAAGUCGGUUAAUGACGCCGAUCAUUGCAUGGAAGUCUAUAGUUGGUGCUGGACCGUGAUCGAGCAAUACUAUUGCACGAUCACAAAAAACAAAGAAGAACUUAUCUACAGUGUGGAUAAGUGUAGAGAAGUUUUUCUUUGUUUUUUUGACAGUCGCAUGACAAUAUUAAACUUACUUAUUACCGUGCAUAAAAUACCUUGUGUUCACUUCAAGAUUACUGCUAACCCAUUUCACAGGAAGUGUGAAAGGUUGUUUCUUCUUUGAUUCAAUUCAUAACCAAACUGCGACAGAAAGCAUUAUUAUGGUGCUGACAUCAGCAAAGGUAAGAGAAGAGAAAAAGCUAUUUAACGCUGCCUAUAUACCGUCGGUUUAUAGCCGCCAUUUAGUAUUCCCCUCGCCAAAACUGCAAUAUUUAUUCAGUCGUAAGCUUAGCCACACUUAAGGCCAGACACGAUCUUGUUAUAUUGAUACGGGACUAAUUCGCUUGUUGCAAACGAAAGGACUCUCCGACCACCAAAUAAUUCAAGCUUUACGUCAAAUACUUUAUCACAGAGUGACUUACUCUUCCACUUCACAGUUCCUCUAUGUCGCUUCACAACUUCUUUCUAACGACGCCUUGUUUUUCAACUAAGCCUUGUUCUUAGGUAGUUCACGUUGUUUCUGUCUCUCUAAAAUCUACUCCUUCGCAUCUCGCCAUUUAUUUGUUUGGUCCUUGACCAUGUGUUUACGUUGAUAAUGUAUUUAUGUUCGUAUUAACAUAUAUCAACUUGUUACGCAAAAUUCCUUGAAAAAGCAUUUCUUCGGUUCUGAAGAGAGAUAACAAGUGAAGGAAACUUAAACUAAGCAAAGUUCAGUAAAAGGAACACACUUUUGCGCAGUGACUUUUAAGUUACUUGGUUCUUUGAAGCUAAAAAAAUCAAAGUGAAAACGUCGUUAAUGGUAAACAAAGGACAACUCCCAUAUUAAAUUAAUAAUAUGACAACAAAAUAAAUACAGGGAAAGCUUUACCAACAAAAUCGAGCGGCAAAACCCUGACUAGCUAAGUUAAUUAAUGAAAAACUGAAGAGAUUAAAAAGGGGACAUUUCUUUUGUUAGAAGAACAACAUGAAAAUUUUGUAGCGGCGGUGACAAAAUGAGAAAUGCUAGCGGCCACCAAUCAAAUGUAAGGUGAAAAUGAGCGACAGUGAAAAAAAGUGAUCGAGAACACGUACGACGUUUCCUCCAUUAAAGUGUAUCUAAGAAGUUUCUGGAAGUUUCACUUUGUAGUCGUGCAAAACAACGGCAAAGAAAUGUCCAAAAAAAUUGUGAAGUUGCUUUUUUGCUAAUUAGACCUAUUGUUGAUUUUUACCGUUCUCCGGCGUUGCCGUCGCCGCUUAACAUUAGGGAACUUAAGAUGGAGACGUUUUCGGGGCGACGGCGACCGGACUGGCAGAGAAAGCCUGGAACUAAGGCAGCCGUCGCUUCCCGCCAAAAAUAGAACAUUAAGAUCGCAGUGAACUCAGAAGGACGGCGCCUUUAAUUAGAAGAAUACCGAAGAGGAAAAUAUGACUUCACAUAAAGAAUUAAGAGAAUAAAUAUUUGCUAUGCAGACAACAUGUAUCGGAUGAAGAGUUUCUCGUUUUGUGGGAAAAUUAUGAGUCCAAAAAUCCCGCUUUUCCUGGGGAGAGUUACGAUCCGUUCACGCUAAAAAAACAUGCGGUAUGCAGCUGAGUUCAAGGCAGAAUUUCGUGUUGGAAAAAAAAUGAUCUCCACAGGCUUGCCGAAGCCUUGCAAGUUACAGGAACAUUAAAAUGCUACCAAGGAACCGUAUUCUUAGUUUGGUAUUGAAAUAAUUCCCGGCAAAUACUUGCAUGCAACAACAACAACAACGGCAACAGUUUUAUUUCAGUAUUCCCACGCCGAGUUAGUACAUGGUAUUACCUACUAUUCUAUAUAAUUUUCAAUGCGUUUCAUUUAUACGAUAUUCUAACCAAAAGAGCGAACUAAAAACACACAAUUGAAAUAUCGGAGUUCAUAUUUUUUGUCUGGAUACUUUUAUUUGGCUCGUGGGAAAAUUUUGUCCAUGUCAAGCUCACUUACGGUUGGCUGUUUGCCAAGUUGGAUCUUGAUCCCUGUGACAUGAAAACAUAGAAACAUUCAAAGAUGUAAGUUUAGAUAACAGAGCUUGGAAAUCGAGCUUGAAAUGUGCUUCAAAGAAAACAAGGACAAUUUGAGAACGAUAAUUUGCAAAAUGUUGGUUGCUAAACGCAACAAACCUGAUUGAAAUGAAAGUUAAAUACUCACGUUUUCGCCACAACGGCAAACAGACCAGUUUCACGUCGCCGACGGGACCACGACGGCAAGGUGGUGAGCACGAGCAUGCGCAAUAUCCAACAAAUGAUGAUGUCACGUCCGGUUGAAGUUGCCGUCGCCCCGAAAACGUCUCUAUCUUAAGUUCCCUAUUACUUGAUUUUAUUUUUUGUUUGAACCGAACUAUAAAUAUUAUCGAGAGCUUCGCUUUUAGCCCUGGCUAAAUCUAUAUAUUAAUUAUUUUGGAAAAUGUUAAUUCCAAUUUUUGGGUCAGUGUUUUCUAUUCGUUAAUACUUAUUAGCCCACUAAUGCGUUUAAGUCACGCAAACAAAGACUACCGUAGGGAUUCAUUUUUCUGUCAAGUUUUCUCCAGCUUUGUUUCACUUCCAUAUUGGCAGCGAUACCGUUGUUUUGACCGGGAAGAAAAACUUAACAACAAAGUCGAUACUUCAAGAUCUGUCCGUGUGGUCAUGAUGCGGUAACAAAACAAGUGGUAUUGCAACUGGCUACGUUUUUAAUUGUUACUACUUAUAAACUGCUCUCGAGCGACAUGGCUUUACACUCGGAGACAGAUUUAUUUUUAAUUACUUCUUACUAAAAUGUUAUUGAGUUUGACAAAGUUCGUACUUUGAAUGCUCACGCACUAAUAAUUCUUAUACAUCAGUACAUACUCGAUCCUCACCUGAUGAUUUAACAAGAAUAUAUGAAUACAUGCACAUAUUUUAAUGCACCUUUCCAUUGUUUUGAACAGGUUAUUAUUUUCAAUAAAUGGAAGGGCAGGUUACUGACAUGGAACAGGAGGUCAUUACUACGAAUAAUAACCUACUGCUCCAUUUCAGUGGCCACAAUAAUGGCCCUAUGGUUCUAAAACAAUGCUGCGCGCUCGGUCAUUAUUUUAAAGAAGGCCGAGGAGCGAGGGCAUUAUCCUAUAUUUAAUAGCUAUUUUAAGAGUUGACCGCUUCUUAUUUUGAAAAAUUUGAAGUUACAUUAUAAUAUAGUACAAUGCAAUUCAAUGAAGUGGAAGACAAAACAAUGCAAGACCUUACUGCGCUUUUCACAAACAUGCGAAUUCUGAAGUUCAAAAGCCUAAUGACCAUUGCGUUUUUCUCUGCCGUCAAUCAUCUUAACGGACCUAUUAGGAAACAAAACUUUACUUUAACGGGUUCAGAAGGUCACGGUUUGUGAUUUGUGAUUGAUGGAUUUCGAUCCGUUUUGUGUCGUUCUGUGUUUCAAGGUUCGUUGCUUGUGAUCGUAAUUAUGAUUGACGGCAGCGAAAAACGCAAUUGUGAAGGCGACUUUUGAACUUUAGAGUUCGCACGUUUGUGAAAAGCGCAGUAAAUCACACACGCCAAAAAGUCCUGAAAAAACCGCAACGCCUGAGGAUAUGACUGUUAGAAAAUUAAAAACAAAACAAUGUGCACAGGUUAAAAACUAAAAAUUGUCGUGCCUUUCUCUGUGAUGACAAAACUCUAACGACGCGCUAAGGUCUUAUCUAAUAAGUGUUGAAUCGAGGCACAUCACCUCCGCUAGGCUUAGAUUGUGUCUUAAUGCUGGUUUUUAGAUAUUGAAUUAUCUAUGCAAUUUGGUGUAACUUUAAAGGGACAGGUUCAGGGUUGAGCGCAUGCUCUUUUAUCAAAAUCCUGUUUUUCUGACGGGACAUACUAUAUCGUCUAUGCGAGUAAUAUGAUCAUAUCAUAAUGUUGUCAAAGAACCAAUCCGCACACUCCCCUGGCAGUCACUUGCUCUUGAUCAACUUAAAUAUUUGCAAAUAUCUCUAAAUUAAUCAACCACGGAAUAAAACCUUCGGGCCAACAAUAAAUUCAACGUUGGUAGUGUUGGCAUAAUCCAAUAAUUUUUUCUGCCAUUUUAAUGACCAGGUUACUCUGAAAUACACUUCUACUGGGAAAUACACUCUGAGAUCGCUGAGAUACACGUGAGUGGGAUUGUUAAUAAAAUGAGCAUGCGCUUAACCGUGAACCUGUCCCUUUAAGAGUUCCAUCUACAAGACUCCUAGCUAGAGUGCUACUCUCUCUAACCUUACUGGUUGGGUGGACGUUCAUGGUAGUGAUCAGUGGAGGACAAGAUAGAAUUUUACUAACACAUUCUUAACAUCUUACAAUUUUUUUUGUAGAAUUUAUGGUCAUCUAUCCUGCUACUUUCGUUGUCAAGCAAGCUUUGCGCUCUAACGGUUGGUAAAGUCGAUGUUCUUUUUGUGUUCUUUAGUUAUGGUUAAGUGACAUAGAGCUGCUGAUUCAUCUACCCAAGGACUGAAUAGCUGGAAAAUGGUAAUGUUAGUUUAGCUGUGGGUUGAUGUUUGUAAUUCGCAUUUUUCUGCUCAUCUACUCGACUGAAACAGGUUCCUGCUGUAGGUGUUAAGACUGCUAAUGACAGCUAGGUAUAGUGCCCCGUAGUGGACAAAUCAAAUAGUUUUGAAAUAGUGUGCUCUGAAUGCUACAGUUAAGCUGACAGUGAAAGCCUUACAUAUGACAAUAAUUGAUUGUUUGACCUUAAUUUUGUGGUUAUCCAUGCAAGUCUAUCCUUCUACGCUUGACUUCGUUCUCAGGGUUCUCUGUUCCAUCGAUUCACUUUAUUACAGCACAAGUGCCCAAGCUAACCUGGUCUUUUUAGAAAUGGUGGUCAUAGUUUUUCCCGAAGGAGUUUCAUUUCUUGCUUCGUUUUUGCGUGCUUUUGUAUGCGUGAUUUUUCCUUCCGAUGGUGGUUCACUGAUUAAUUGUACCAGCAGCGAAAGUAUUUAUAUAUCUAUAUUAAUGUGCUUUGUCUCUAGUUCACUACAGAAGGCUGUGGAGAAACUAAAGGUUGCUAUGCAUCACCAGCGUCCUGCACUUCAAGCGAAAAUUGUGAUUUCCUGGUGACCUACAAUGCCACAAAUUCAACUCAUGUUGAAUUUGAGCUGAGUGGGAAAGGAGACUGGAUAGCAGUUGGUUUUAGCGAUGACCGAUUAAUGGUGGGUUGUAAUGUCUCGAGAAUGAACUUUUAGAUUAUGUUUUUAUUUUCUGAGUUCCCAAUGUACGUCAGGUGAUGUUACUCUAGAGAGCUGUGCCUUUGAAAAUUCGUCAUACUUACAUGCUUAAUAAAAACAUAAUGCAUAAUGAAAUUUAACAAUGGGCAAUUGACAAGGAACAAUACUUUUAACCAUAGGCCAUUUUAUAGUUAUGAUGAUUGGAAGCGAGGCUUGAGCUGACAUUGUUUUGAUACAAACGGUGAACCGCAGCCUCACAUUCACUUGAAGGCUAGGGUACAAAGUCCACUACUCUAAAAUGGUCUAUUGGAAUAACAAAAUACACAAGCUAAAGAGGUCUAUUUCGCAAGAAACCAAGAGCGUAUAACCAAAGCUUAUCAUAUAAAGUUUAAGGAAGCCGUUCCAUCGGUAAAUUUUGUAAGUUCGUGUGAUAUUCCAAAAAAUUAAUAACAAUCGUUGGAAUUAGUAUGUAGAUAAAAUGUUAGGAUAUAGAUAAAACAUGAGCCUUCAGUCGAAGGCGAGCUCUAGAAAAGUGUAUAAUUGACGCAAACGCUUUUGUGCAUAUGAAACAAAUCUUAAGCUUAAUUUUGUAUUAUCCGUAACUUCUUUGUGUUUGAGUUAAACCAAGUACGAGGAAAACUAGAACGUAAACGGGAUAAGAAGAAACAAAAAGUAAAAUGCGGUGAGAAACAAAAGGAAAUAUAAACUCAUUUCUGCAAAGAAAUAAAACUUUAACUUGACGUUUCGUACUGCAUACAUCUUCAGAAAUAAUAAGCCGUUGAAUAUCAACAGAAAUUUAAAUGUAGAAUAAGUAACUAAGGACCCAUCCACACGUAUUCGGAUAUUUUUGACUCUACAACUUUUUCUUUCCGCAUCACGAUGGUCGGUUGCUAUGGCUUUUGCUCCCGCAAACUGAGUAUUUUAGGCCAUAGACAGUUAGUUACUUAUUCUGCAUUUAAAUUUCUGUUGUUAUUCAAAGGUUUAUUAUUUCUGAAGAUGUAUUUCGGAACAUACGAAACGUCACGUUCAAGUUUUAUUUCUUUCCAGAAAUGCUUUUAUAUUUCCUAGUGUUCAUCACCGCAGUUUGCUUUUUGUGUCUUCUUAACCUAAAAUGCCCAAAAAACAAGAAUAAAUGGGAUAAACUCUUUAUCAGGGUUUACAGACACUCUAUGAUUUAACAUGAAUUUGAUUAUUUUGGCCAUGUUUUCUUCACGAACGUUUAAUAAAAUUUUUAAGCUUACGAAGCCAAAUACCUAUUUUAAAAAUGCUUUUAUAACCUUCCUCCUUGUAGUAGUCAAGACCUUCUAAUGUAGUGAUUGUAUAGGUGAGGUAAAUCCACAAAAAAAUUGACAGGGCAUAAAGUCAAAGAAUUAACUGUUGUAUACAUAAAUUCCAUAGGCAAAUACCGACAUUCUUAUGUGUGUUAAUGAUCAAGCACGCAGUGGUCAUUAUUACGCAACGGGACGAUCGACACCUUCAAGGACAAAUCCAGUAAGUAUAUAAAUUGGUUAACUUAAUUUCGCUUUAUGCUUUUUGCUUAAUUUUGCAAAGAAUCUAGGGAGAAAGGAAGUCGAAAAAUAUUUACUGAAAGUUCGAACAAGCUUGCUAAAAAGAAUAAAAAUCGAUUGGUUAAUUGCUAGAUGUUAACAAUAAAUAAAAAAAAGUUAAGGGGUGACUUCCAAUUAGGUUUGCGCAAAGGUAUUUUGAGCUCAUGAAAGUGAGACGUGGCUCAUUCCUUCCUUCUUCUGUCGAACCUCAUUAUCCCUCACGACAUGUUAUUAUUAACACGGGAUCCUGUUAACCAGAAUUGGUUAAGGGGACCUCCAUGUUUUAUUACAGGAUAAUCAAUAAAUCGCUGAAUAAGCCGAUAAAGCGCAAUAUGACUAACAUAAUAAUCAUUGAUAUAUUUUCUCGUUAUCAUACAUAAAAAGCUUUGGCUAUCGUAAAAACAUACAGCAUAUAUCAUAAAAAGCAUUUUCGUCAUCAUCACCGUCAUCAUCAUCAUCAUCAUCACUAUCACAAUUAUUAUUAUUGUUAUUAUCAUCAUCAUAAUCAUCAUCAUCAUCAUCAUCAUCAUCAUCAUCAUUGCCCAUGAAGAAAUAUAAAGUGUGACGGUUGUUACAAAUUGCAGUAGAACAUUCCAUCAUAAUUGUGAAAUAGAAUAUGUUCGUUCCUGACUUAUCCUAUUUACGUCUCGUCUCGUCUGCGGGUCAAUCCGGAUUGUCCCAGCAGGACCAGGCGGCAACCGGAUCUUUCUCGCUCUGACAGUGCUAUAUCCUGUUUAUGUACUUAGGGCAAUCUUCCGAGCGAUCUAUCCAGUAACUUACGUUGUCAUUAUACUAAAAGAUUUUUGACUUUCUUUCGACUUUAUUCCAGACACCAGCAGCAAUACAAUUUAUCGAGCAGGCAGACGAGAAUAAUAUCGUAAAAUGCAGGUAUGUAUAUGAUUGUUACCUGUGUGUAUAAUUUGUGAAUUUACCGGCGUUAUUCGUUUGAAAUAAAAGAAUUUUUAAGUAAAUGAUAUUAUUUCUUAUAUCUAAAACAUUUGUUUUAAAUCUCUAUUGCUUUUAGGGUUUCAAGAGAUGUAAAUCCAGUUCCAGCAAUAGCAAAUUUUAACGAUCUCAGCCAAGACGUGUUCCUUUUAGCUGCAUAUGGAAACAGAGACGGUUUGUUGUUGGCAUUGUUCCUUUUCAUUAUCUUAAUUUCGCUUUUGCUGUUGUUUUCUUUUCCUCUCAUUUACAGUAAAAACAUUAUCUACUUUAGUGCGUUCCUAUUGUUGCAUUCAUUUUCGGUUACGACAAAACGACAAAAUGUAGUACGAGUGUGAUGCGAUAUUUACCUACCAUAAAUGAGUUCUCAAUACAGCUGUAGACAUAGUAAUACAUCUUAUUGUUGUUGACAUGUAUUGUUUCAGUUCUUCCAUCUAUCAAUCCAUCUAAUCUGCGUACCUGGCGGUUUUGUUUGUUGAGCGCCCAAAUGAGCGGCGUAGGCCCCAGGAGAAUGGGGCAGAAAUUUCCUGGUACAGCCUCGUGCCUAGGGCUUUUUUCCAUUCCCUCCCAAUUUCUUAGGUUGUCCUAGUCAGAAAUGUCAUUUACAGAGAUUCGUGGUCAAGUAUUAGGACCUUAUGUGUCUCGUUCUCGUGGUUGAUGGUGCCUAUUUCUCCCCUUUUCUUCUCAGAGACGUGUAGACCUUAGAAACGUGUUUUGCAACAAUCUGAAAUUAAAUUUCAACUAUUAAUAACUACUGAAUAUUUUUCAAAUUUCUGUUCGUAAAAUACGCACGAGAGAGAAAUUAAAGACUCCUUCUGUUUUAAGGUGCAUCCAAAAAUACAAAACAAUGAGAUAGGCAGGCUAAAAAAAAUCAUAGAUGAAUAGGUAAUGCUGUCUUUGCUCCUCUAAGAUUCCUUUAAGUCGAUUAUUCGUGCGUGUGAUGCAAAGACUAGUAGAAUGGUUAUUAUUAUUUGAACAGGUUCAAGUCUACAACAGCACAGUAGGAGGGAAGCAUCUCCCCAAAAAGUCAUAGUUACCCAAGCUAAUUCCACUGUCACUAAUAGAUCCCAGGCUCCCCAGGUCAAUCCGUCCACGGUGAGUUUAGUGCAUAUUAUCUUACAAAGUAGAAGAUCACACAAACCAUAACCAAGCCAAAGGCCAAAGUUGAACCUACGGUCCAAUAACGACAGUUGGCUAUACGUGAUAUCACGCAAUCGAGCAAUUUUCAAACAACGUGCCUGUGCAUUGGGUGUGAUGUACAUCUACAGCCACAAUCUAUAACAGUUAUCCCCGAUUACGUAGAUAUGCUUAGCUGAAGCUCACAGUAUUGACAUAGUUAAUAGCAAAGUAGAAAUGGAUCAGUGCUUAUGAUACCAUUUAAAUAGUCGAGUUACUUGUAAGUAGAUUAAAUAGAUAGAAGUGUUACUAGAAACCAUCAGCUUUAUCCUUGUUUCAAUAAUUUGUUCAUGUUUGUUGUCCUUCAGCAGGGUAAUUAAAAAAGAUAUAAAACUAUUCUAGUGAGGCCUUAAACUGCUGUAACCUGCCAACACAGAAUGAUCACACCUUAAGAUUCCGUACAUUUCUGAACUACUCAAUUACAGGAUCACUAAAAUUAUUAGAAAAGAAAACAUCUCGGUACGCAUGCAUUGCCCACAAUCCUACAUUCUCAGACAAGACUUAUCCCACACUUCCACGGAACGCAAAUGCACUAGAGACAAAUGCCCUAUCUCUAACACCGGGUUGUGUUUACGACGAAAUGCAGUGUACCAGCUCACGUGGAACAGCUGCGAUCAGCAAUACAUUGGUACAAGAGAGAUCAUUCUCUUGUGAUUGCUAACACGACACGCUUCAUCCAUGCACGACCGCGUAAACGAACAUCUCAAUAAUGAAAACUCCUCUGUGAAAAAAAACAUAUCUACCCCUGCCAGAACAAAGACUAUGAAUGCAUUGAAGUCAAGAUUAUUAUAAGCGAAACGACUCCGCUAAUCUACUCCUUUAUGAAGCAUUUUUAAUUAGAAGGUGCAAGCCUACACUCAAUUCCCGGGAGGAAUGUACUCAACUAGUGAAUUUGCAGACCUUCUAUUUUAGUAUUUAAUGGCCUUUUUACAUGGAGGUGGGGGACCCCAGGUAAGUGAGGUAAAAUAUGGCGGGUCACCCCACCUAUCAUGUAAACGUGAUCAAAUUAAAAUGAUAGAUUAUAUGGACAAACGGGUUACCCCACCUAAGCUGGUUACCUCACCUACCUGGGGUCCCCCACGUCCAUGUAAACAGGCCCUUAGAGACCAUUCUUAACCGCUUUUAGAUGUCCUUUGUCCAGAGACGUUCCAUCAUUAGAGCUUUGUAUUCCAUUCACAGUUUAUUUCUAUAGCUUCCAUACAUACGUCACAUCUUUUACAAAUUUCACCCUACACCUUUUCUGCAUUUAUAUACCACGCGCCGAAAAUUUUCUUAUCCCUGAUGAUGCCGUUGAUCUGCGAAAGCUUGGAUUUUAUUUAUUUUAAACGGCAGUGUAAGGCCUCAUUAGAACAGUUUUAUACUUUGUAACUUUGUUGUAACAAAUAUGAGAUAACUAAAUUGCUUACGACUCUUUUAAAGCCAUCAUAUGAUUCAGAUUCAGUCACAGGAUCACUUAAAUUAUUUCAAUCCCUAAUUGUUGUAGCAAAGAAACUGAUGAACUUGUAAGUAUUUGCCGAUGCAUUAGGAGGGUUAAAUGAAUUUCGUAGGAUUAUACUGGCGGGUGGUUCUUCCCUAAAACUCCUUUAACCCGCGUACGUUCUACCUACCACUACAGUACAUUUGAAACGGCUCCCUCAUAAUAACAUAAUCAUAUUUAAAAAACAUUAUAUUACUUCUGAUCUUUCCCUUUUCAGCCGGCCAGCAUUAUGCAACAGGGGAGCUUUAGGUUCCCAGAUAAUUGCCCGGAUGCCGAUUGUGAUUUUCUCGUGACAUACCAAGCCUCUGGUGAUAACAGUGUGGUUUUUGAACUAAGAGGCAGAGGAAACUGGGCAGGAGUGGGAUUCAGUGGUGAUAACCAAAUGGUAAGUAACCUUAAUCUUGAGGAUUAACUUAUCUGUAGAGGCAGGGCAUAUAAAGGAAGUAGUGAAAGACGGCUGCAUCAUGAGCAAAUUUCUCGCAUCCAUAAAUUCAAAAAAUAGAGGUUGUUUUAUAAGAGUGUUUCAAUGGUUUGGAGGCACUCGCGGGUAGCGGUUAAUAAUUUGUCUUAGUUGUUAAUGCUAAAAAUUACUUUUUUCUCUACUGAAGUUAACAGAAACUAACCUGACAAAAGUCAGUUGUUCCAAAAGUUAAAAAAAUGUUAAUUCAAUAGUCCCCAAAUUCACUUUUUAAUAUUUGUAGUUCUCUUAGGAUCUUUCCCAGAUAAAAAAGGCUGAAACAGGCUACCACCAGCCAAACGGGGACGAAUCACAUACAGCCUGCGAGCAUACAAUCGACUCUUUCUGAAUGGCACGUUACGGUUAGAAAAGGUUAAACAGUAAACGUUUUCUUAACCACUAACAGUUAGCAUUUUUCCUUUUUUACGCCCAACUACUAAUAAUUUCAGCCCUGUUGGGGCCCUUUCUAACUCUUGCCUGGGUUUGAUUUUAUCUCGUUUUUCUACAGCCUGAUACAGACAUACUUAUUUGCGCCAGUGAAACCUCUCUAAGUGGCCAUUAUUACGCAUCCGGUAGAACAAGACCAACUAGGACAGAUCCGGUGAGUCACUUGUUGCUUUUCGUUGGCGAUAUGGCCUCCUAAACGUUGCUGAACAUCAUCCCUUGCCUUUAAUUAGUUUUCAUCAUAUUUAUUUAGCAUGUGGUUAUCCCAAGGUAGUGCGGCCGCCUUCUCUACUUCUUUGAUUCCAAAGCUCAUCACCAUUAUCGUUUUUCUUUAACUAUAUAAGCACGUGCGAAAUUUUCAUUUUCAUGUUUUAGAUAUUUUAAAGCACACAGUAGUCACAACCGCAUAUUUUUAUACAGUUUUAUCACGAAAGUAAAAUAAAGCAAUCAAUGUCUUGAGAACAUUUGUGUACGUUUAACAAAACGUUUUGUUUUAAAAUUUAAAGAAAAAGGUGACUGAGAAACAUGAUAUAAAGGAAAAAUAGAGCCAGUCAAGCAAUAAAUUAACGAGGUACCGCGUUGAAUCAUCAGAUCAACUCACACUUGCCAAAACGAUAUAUUUUUUAUAGACUCCACUCGCUGUAGAAAUCGCUGAACAAUCAUUUAAUGGUGGCGUGGUGUCUUGCAGGUAACUUAUCAUCACCAUCUUCAUCAUUAUCAUAGACCUCAUUAUCAAUGAAAUCAUGACUAUAAAUAUUUGUCAUGAUUAUCGUAUUCUCAAAACUAUUGUACCAUGUAAUGCAAUUAUGCAAAUCAGUGAAGGGUAUAGAGGACUGAUAGAUUAAGGGAUUUUUAAUUAUAUGCAAAAUUCACUUCACAGUUUAAAAAAAAAUUGAACAAUCGCGAAAUUUAUUUAGUACUUGUUUUUAAAAUUCCUGUGAUUUUGCUGGGGCUAGCCUCUGGUACAUGCUGAAGAAUGCAAAUUUUUUUUGGUCUUUAUUAUGUCUCCUUUACAGGAGCGUAAUUCCUGAAAACAUUUUUAUGAUCAUUAAAUCGGGAUGACUUAUAAGCUUUUCGCAUUAUAUUAGUGUCUUUGCGCACAUAUUUCUUUUACUAUGCCAUAAACAGACGGCAAUAAACGUUAAUUAGCAAUUAAUGAAUUCGGCUUGCGUAGGAUAUGAAGAAUUAAGCAGAUCGAGAAGGGUGUUAUCCUCAGAGGCCGAAGGCCGAGGUGGAUGACACCCUCUUCAAUCUGCUUAAUUCUUCAUAUUCUACGAAAGCCGAAUUUAUUAUUCAUUCAAAGUAAUUCCUAGUUUAAAAACAUAGGUAAAACAUGCUUACCUGCAUCGAUGUUAAGUUUAUCUUCGAUAGUUUACGUUUAGGUUUGUCCAGCUCCGCAAAUAUUCUCCUAAUACCAGAUGUCGCCCUCCGAAUUGUAUUCUUGCUGUUUUUGUUAUGUUUUUAGCCAUUAUUUCGCCUAGUUCCAGCUGUAGUUAUUGCUCUUGAAACGAGUGAAGCGUCUGCCAUUUCAGUUUUCACAACGAAAACAACUCAAACUCGUCCCCAGGUCUUCUCGGUUAACGGCACAUUAACCUGUAGAAGGCUGCAUUUUUGACGUAUUUCCUCGUUAAACACAAAAUUCUUCCAAAUUUGGUCAUCAGUAACUGGUUAUGGUGAAUUAUGCGUGUGCUUUUAGCCAAUCAGAAUAAUUGGGGAAAUAUUUUGAAUGAAUAAUAACAGAUAUUAACAGCCCCAGGCGAACGUUUCAAACUCUAAUCUGGGUCGACUUAAAUGAAAUUAAGAUCGUCAGUUAGGUCAGACGUCGCAUUUAGGACGCGUCGAAUCAAUAAACUGAAUCAGACCAAAAAGCAAUCUAAAUAACUUUUCUUUGGUGCCGGAGACGAUCUUUAGAAGUUCAGACGGAUACAACGUGUUGGACGAUCGAAACUCAUUCAUGAACUUAAUUCAGUAAGUUUGGUUCGUCUCUAGGCCUAACAGUGGGGUAAAAAAACGUACCCUUUACCUCCACCCCACGGUGUAAACCUCACCAUUUUCCUUCAUAUUCAAUUACUGUAAGCGUUCUGCAAAAAGCAAAAAAGGAAUUGUUGAUACCCUUAAUUCAAAUACUUUCUAGGGGAGCAUGCCCCCAGACCUCCUAGUUUAAAGCGCAGUUGACUCUCUAACUUUCUUCCCGUGCGUACAUAAAAUCUUACGUUUCACCCCUGCUUUGCAGUUAGGUUUAGAUAUUUAGUUUUUGUUAGGAUAACAUAACAAGGGAUUAUCAGUGAAGACUAGAUCGGUGGUGAUUUUUUUAUGGACAAUGGACUUAGGUCGAUUUACGAUAUUACCGGUAUACGACCAUUUACGACAUCUCAAACCGUAAUAGAAAAACAUACGCCUCGUUCACUGUCUUACUUUCAAAGCCUACUCAAGCCAAAGGUGGGCUACGAGGUCAUCCAAAAGGGAAAUUUUUGACUUUCUACUCACCUAAUCAUACUACUUUAAAUUUUAUGCGCAUAGAUAGGUAAGUCAAUCCUACAACCAUUCCCCAAGAUGUAAACUAGUGAUGUCGCAGUUGUGUUACUGUCUUAUAGAAUUACAAGGGAAGUAAAUCCGGGAUUAGCGAAUUUUAGAAAUCUAGCAGAGCAGCAGUUUCUGUUGGGAGCAAUCGGUGGCUUAAGCGGUAAGCACAUAUCUGAUACGUUAAUUGACAAAUUUUAAGUUCCAAAUUACGAGAUUAAACAAUGGAAUAGAUUUUAUCUUAGUUGUCUUGCAAUUUUCUGCUGCCCAAAAGACACCAAAUGUCCCGUUAUUACAGCAUUAUUCUGCAGCAUUUUUAUUAGGGAGCAAUUUCACUUAAGGCUUGCUUGAUUCACUCAGUAACUUCCCUUGGAACUUGCCUCCCAUGCGUCGCCAAAAAAAAUUGAUCAAUUAUAGGAAAAAGGAAUAAUUCUCGUACUACGUCUUAUAAAUUAUAAUUGUUGCCAUAUGAAUAAGAACUAGUACGAUAUAAUGUUGUUCAGGGUUCUCACAUUAGUAUGAGCUUGGGUGGUUUCGCCUAUUUAGCAACCUUUUUUAAGGCAAGUUUCAAGCUCUUUGUCUUGGUCGAAAUAACUAAAUAUUGGGUACACUGACAUCUUGCUGUUGAGGACUUUCAGUGAUAAACCCAUUGGUGACUGUCUAAGACAGUUUACAGUGGUACUUCAGAUUUACAAGAGCUUCUCUCUGAUUUAACAGGUGCCACAAUCGGGAUUCAUAGCGACAGACGUGCGUCGGCUUCUGUAAUAGAUGUAAGGUCAGGUGCAGAUGCUGCUGGAAAUAACGCUAUAGAGGCAAUGGUCCUUGCUCACGGUAUGCUAAAUACCAUGGUUGUCUUUGUACAAAAUGAAAAGCCAGUCAUGUGGUUUUAAAUAUUAAAUACGGGCCACAGGGCUAAUAGGGAUUUUAAGCAAAUCGGUCUGUUGCGUAAUCGCUACUACAUGAGUAUAAAAUUCGACUUUCCCCCUACCAUUUAGAUCACUGGUUUUAAAACCUAUCAAAGAUCGUUUUUCACUUUAUAAAGAAAGUUUUUGAAGCUUCUGGUUUUCCAGUAAUUACAUCCUUCCCGCGUGUAAUUAACAGCGACAACAGGGGAGGUUGGACAGAAGUUCGCAAAGGAUCAUGGGACGAAUUAUUAAGUAGCUCAGUUACAACGAAACCGUCGAGCUAGACGGACCACCGUGAUGCACGCCUUUUUGCCGAUUUUAGCCAUAAUUGUGCUAGCAUUCUGAAUAUUUUCGCACAAAAAGUUUAUCGUAUCAAAGAUGUUAUAAAUUCCUCACGGCUAAGUUGUUGAGAUGUCUUUAAAACAAGCCAUUUGGCGUCGUCGAAAGUUAGUCGGCUUGUGGCUUGCAAACAAAGCGAGCUGUGUCAACUAAGUGCGUUCACCUUUCUAGACAGCAAAGGUUAUUGCGAAUACACAUUCAACUGACCGAUUAAGAAUUCGAAUGAUGGUUAGCAGAGUAAUGGGCAAGGCAAACGUCCCACAGAUUUGAGAUUACAAUUUAGUAUCUAUCGAUAACUUAGUUUUAAUUGAUCGAUGGUCCUCUUGAGUUCAUUCUUUUGAUUGCUCAUUUGUAGUUUACAAGAUAAGUAAGCUUAUAUUUCGAUUCUUGAAGACUUUGUCAAGGACUGAAGUCAUAAGUAAAGGUGUAUCUGAAUGAAUGCUAGGUACAUAAAACACAGCUUUGGCGAACGUAAGUUUUCUCUUGGACUGGACUACUUCAUAAUUGGAAGCAAGAAAACUCUGAGUAAAUUCCUCAUAAAAAUCUAUUAAUUUUAGAAUUGUCGACAUGGGCUUCCCAAAGAGAAAAGAAAAUCACAUGCAUUUCCAAUGAUACAGAUAUGAGAUUCUCUCGCUUUCUCAGUCCUUUGAGCGAUGACUACACUUCCAUUUCAGCAUAUUUUUUAAAAUAUGCUGAAAUAGUGCCAUUUUUUCUUUUAUAUCGAGGUCCCAGCCAUGCAUGACCCCAUUUCCUCCAUCAUAAAUAUUACAUUAACAGGUGACUGAAUGAACAGUAUUUCAGGGACAGCAUUUUUGUUUAAAAGACUCAGUGUAGUGGUUUUAUUUAGUGUAGUAGUGGUAUAAAUAUCCCUUACAGAAUGAUAUCCAGUGGUUGGAGAAAUAGUGGUAAAAAAAUGAGAGAACCAUCCAGCAUUAGGCAUCUCCGACUGCCAAGAAGAUCACCAUCACUAAUUGUGUUCAAUAUCUGGAGAAGAAAAGAAAUUACUGUUUUUUCACCCAUGUCUGGAAACAUUGUGAAUACUCAUGCGAGACUUAUUGUUCUCAUCCCUUACCCACUGUUCAAGAUAGGAAAUGUCUCUGACCAAAAGCACAAAAAAGCGAAUACAGUAAAAAUCUGCAACUAAAUAACCUGGUUGUUAAAAGCCUACCAGUGUUAGGCUAAAAUUUGUCUGUUAGGCCCCCUCUAUACAAGAACCUGUUAAGCCCAAUAUUUAAAAACAGGUUCUUAUUUUCUAAAAUCUGUUUAAAAAAAUUCUGUACACUUGGGCAAAUAAGAUAUGUCAACAUUCGGCACAGGUGCCUUAUCACUGCGGACUAUGCCUAUCAUACUGUAAUAUGUAAUGGUACCACUGAAUGGUCUUUGCUUGAAUCUAUUUUUUCUUCAGAAAAUAAGAACCCAUCCUCGGAGACCCAGGGGCCUAAUUUUGUGCUAAUUAACAUUUUAAAAGUAAUAAUGGAUACUCAGAUUUGCCAGGACUUGAAAAUCUGUGGUAUGCCUACUCGCUGCAAAAAAAGAAAACCUGUUAAAAUAUAUAAAUACCCUGGAGAGUAACAGAUCUGAUUAAUUUUCACCGUCUUUGAAUAAGAAAUCUGGAGGAAUAGAAAAACUAAAAGUCAACUAAUUGCUCUGCUCUCUGCUACAAAAAAUAUCAGUCAGGCAUGUAGUCAAAGAUUAGUUUCAUAAUUAUGUACUUUAUGAUACAUGUAGGACAACAACUACUUUGAUUCUUUUACUACAUUUAUAAGAUGGCAUUUUUUAUUCUCCUUCUUAACAGUUUAACUUCAUAAAAGGUAAUAAUAUGCACGGCAUGUUUACCAAAUCUCAGAAACAAUUAUUGUAUCAAGCAAUAAUGAGUUAUCUAUUGUUCAGGAUGUAUCUCUUUGGCCUUGUGCUUGUAAAUCUAGAAAGAAAAGAAAUCACAAGAAAAACUUGAUUAGGAAUUUCCUCCAGCGUCCCAAACAAAAUUAAAAGCUCCCAUAUGAAGAAAGCAAAGAGAGUGUACUUGCACACUAGCUCAAUGUUAUUACUGUAGCCUUACACACUACAGAUGUAUAGGCAAAAUCAAACGUGGCCAAAUAUGCUCCCAAAACUGAAGAGAGCUCAUAUGACCCCCCUUUGAGCGAUGACACACAACUUAAUCUACGUGAGAAAACGAUAAACUGUACUCACUAUUACAAAAACUAAAAUGACGAAGACUGAUUGUGAGGAUUUACGAUGAGAAUGUGGGGGGGGGGGACGGCGAGGUUCGACCCUACAAACUGGAAGAUCAAUAUUUUUUCUUAAAAGGUUUGUGAAAAGUAGACCAAUAGAGGCACGGAGAAGCGAAAGACUCGCACUUCAAAUUGUAUCACUCAAACCACCCAAGAUGAGCAGCCAUUUUGGAAUGUUGAGCAUAGCUCGAUGAAAAAAAACACUAAAACUCCACUCACCUUAAAGAUUUUCGCAUCAAUACAAUCAAGAGGGCCAAGCUAAACCAGCAGAAGAAUUUCUUCACGAAUCGAUGACGGAAAAAGAGGAAAAAAACCAAAUUAUUGAGGCGAACUAUGCUUGGAAUAUUCAUCUCACGAUCUACAGCAAGAUGGCUUUUCUCAAUCGUGAUUGGUCGAAAUUGCUCCCGUGAACCUUUGCAAACUGCACUCCAACCUCUUCUGCAGCGACAACAAAUAAGUGGGAAACCCCGUGGUCACUGUUUGGACGCCGCGCUACGGUGCUAAUAAACUCGAUUUAUUUUGACAUAAACUCUAAAGUAUAUGGUCACAGAAAAGGGAACGGAACUGAAUGUGAUAUACCACACUAUACACACACCGUGGCUUUUUUUAAUCAUGGUGGCGAGCUGUGUAUCCGGAGUAUUCAAUCGAUAAAAAUCGGUAUCGAUUUAUCAAUCUAUAAAUUUGAUUUGAUUGAUAUCAAUUGUAUCGAUCAAUCAGUAGAAAUCGAUGACACACUCGUUUCGUUCAUCGAUUAAUAUCUUGAUUUUUACCGAUCUCAUCGAUUUAUUUCGUAAGAUACAUCUGUUCAUCUGUUCAUCAAAAAAUGAAAACUGAAUUCAUGCAAACAGUAAAUUUAUUGACUUUUGAGUUGAAAGAGAAAGGAUCAAACAUUUAUCACUAUUUAAAGAAAUCUUUAAAACAAUCUUAUCUUUUCUUUAAAUAUAUUGGCUAGGUUUGUAGGGGCCGAUCUGCCACCCUUUCAAAAUAACGUCGUUGUAGUUCCAGGUGUAAUCCUUCAUGAAGGAACGGCCUCCGAGACACCGAGGCAUUAAGUGGUGUUAGCAAUCCGGUUAUCUGGUGUUAUAUUAUUAUUUUGGUUAUUUGGUCUUCAGCAUCUGUCGUCAUUAGUGGAAAGAUAGUAAAGGUACAGUAAACACCCGUAUAUAAGAACAAAUGGAUUAAGAACACCAGGCUGAAGUUUAGCCAAUAAAGCCCCAUUUUUACAAGAACAAGAUCAGCCUGAAAAUUGUAACAUGUUCUUAUAAAAUGGAAAAAGUGUCGUAAUUACAAAACAUGUAAGUUUAUGCUUGCUGUCAGAUAACUUUAUUUGUUGAUAUAAUCAAAUUACAGAAUAAUUGUUUAUUUUGUUUUCCUAAAAUAUGCUAAAUACAGGGUGUCCCAAAAGUUCCUUCCUCUGCUUUAUAAGUCUGUAUUCCAGUACGAUUGGACUUGGUAAGCAAAUCAUUUCAACAGAAGGUGUGCCUUUCAAUAUAAUUCACUAUUUUCAUACUUCUUGUGCCAUCUUUUGACUCGAAUAUUCGAUUUGUGUACUUCCGCGCAAAAGGUGCGCGUGCGCGAGUAUAUUUUCCAGCCACAUAUUUUUUGUAUUUCAUAGCCCGAACUGCUCUAACUCCUUCCUUGUUUCUUGUGAAUAUCACGAAAGAUAAACCCCCUUAACACAAAAACGUUCAGCUGCGUGAGACCAUAAGCCUGUAUACUUCGAUUUACUGGCUUAUCUGUUGUAGAAAUUUCUAAAAAUCCCGUAAAAUCCGAAUGUUGGGUGGUAGAAUGAUCAUAGAGAAAUGAAGGUUAUGAAGGCAAGGAACUAACUGGAAGACCAAAAGCCCUUAAUAAGGCAGCUAAAAUAGUUUUAAAGAAGGCUAGAUGCAAAUAGGAGACUCGACAAGGAAGCUCAGUCUCACAUAGUUAGCAACCCAAAUAAAAGGGUCAUGAAAAGCUGUUUAAAAUGUUUAAAAUUAGAGGCCCCUGAGAUGGCAAAAAAACCUCUGCUUAGUCUGCCAAUUAACGCCCAGCUCGUUUCAAAUUUGUAAAGAAGUACAAAAGCCUUGCUGUGGAAGGAAGCCGGGAUGAUUAUCUUGUUUGUCUAAACUAACCAAAUUUUGUUUGAGGGUUGAACUGGAUCCUGCGCACCAGGUGAUCAAAAAGCUCAAAAUGGAUCAUUUGUGGGUCAACACGCUGUAUCCCACUUCAUGCCGCAACGGCUACAGAAUGUGAUAAAAAAACAAAAAGGGCAUGCCAGUUACUGAAAUUCUGAAUACAUGUACUUGAUAGAGAAAUAAACAUGUUCUAGAAAUUUCAUGUAGAAAUAAAGUUUUGAUCAAAAGUUACAGUGCAUGAAAUUAGCGGAUCGAACUCUUGGACACCCUGUAUACCUCUAGCAACACGUUUUUGGAUAGUAUCACUAAAUAAAAAAUCAAGAACAUUUUAAGAACAUUUUGAGGCUGAUUUGUCAUUAAGCACCCGAUAAAUAAGAACUUAAUCAGCCUGACCUCCAAAAUGGUGUGUUCUUAUAUGCGGUUGUUUACUGUUUUCUAAAUUUCAUUAACGCAGGCUGGUUAUGAAGAAUUUGCCAGGUAAUUAAGAUCCAUCAGAAACGGGGGGAGAUUCGCAGUCCGCGCAUUAAAAUAACGGCUUAAGAGAACCAAAAUAGCAUGACUUAUAAAUUGACCAAUAGAGUUCAGACAGAUUUCAAAGCAUUGCUAAAAUUUUCUUCAUAUUUUUUUUUACUUGUGUUUACACAACGCAAUUAGGUAUUCUGAUGACCCUUGCUUGGCUUCUCUUUGCUUUUGUUGGUUUAUUUACGGCAAGAUACAUGCGUCAAGUUUGGGAACCAACAAAACUGCUAGGAGAAAAAGCUUGGUUUACGGUUAGUAAUUAUGGAAAAGAUAAUAACACUCAGAGUCUGACUUUAACAUCUGAUCUAGACUGGCACAGUAGAAACGCCUGAGAAAUUAAAAGUAAGAAAUUAACAAAUUAAUUAUAUUUUUAUUCUGUUCAGAAGGGAAAGUUCUAUUUCAGUCGAACUUUUUACCCUACGUUUAAACACACGACACAAACAACAGUGUUUAUGUUUUACUGGUAAAACGUUAGCACGUCCAGUGUGAGUGUUUUCGGCAGCUUUAUAAACGUUCCCGGAGUAUUCCACAGGAAUGCCAAAAAAACUAUUUCGAUUCUUUUUUUAAAACGUGUUGAUUGAAAAAUGUGGGAAAAAAAGUAGCCAGAAUAACUAAGGCUGUUGAGAUAUAGUUUAGCAAAAAAAAAAGGCCUGUUUACGCGGAGGUGGGGGACCCCAGGUAGGUGAGGUAAUCUACUUAGGUGGGGAACCUACCUGGGGUCCCCCACCUCUAUGUGAAGAGGCCCUAAUAGCCUCUCGCUAUAGAAAAGAAAUAAAUUGUAAUGUUGGUUUUCAAUGGCACGCCAUCAAAAAUGAGGACGGGGCGUUAAUUUGGUCUUAUUUUCCGCAUAACAAUGAUAUGCAGUAACUGUAUUUGUUUAGUUCGUUUUAUUCGACGGGUUCAUCGAACGCUGAUGAUUAUAACAUUGCUACUGACGAUCACUGGAACCAUUGUGAUUUUUGUUUUUAUAGAUGGCUAUUCAUCGGUAAGUUUUUUCGUUAUCGCUCUGGGCAUAAAGAGAUUCAGGAAGCCUUCAUAUGUACUACUACUACUACUACUACUACUACUACUACUACUACUACUACUACUACUACUACUACUACUACUACUACUACUACUACUACUACUACCACCACCACAACCACAACCACAACCACAACCACAACCACAACCACAACCACCACCAACAACCACAACAACCACCACCACCACCACCACCACCACCACCACAACCACAACCACAACCACCACCACAACCACCACCACAACCACCACCACCACCACCACCACUACUACACCACUACCACU